ACAACACCCAGGGCCCGGGUCAGCAUUUCUCCAGAGGGCAGUUGGCGGAUACGUCAGGCCCCACCACUGAACCUGCCUCCCCUGGGCACCAGCUGCUUCUCUCACCACCUAGCGACCUUCACACGUUCAGGCCAGAGGCACACCAACACACACUGCCUCUUAAGUGAAUGUGACUUGGUGAUGGGCCCUGUUAGGGUUUGCAAAAUGGCGGCCUUUCCUUCCUGAUGACUGGUUUUGAACAGAUUUUGAUUUCAAAGGAAAAGCAUAGAUCAGGGCUUCCGGUGCAUAACUUUCACAGAUCCAAUCAGUGAUUACUUGAAGGAAGGAAGGGAGGGAGGGAGGGAGGGAGGGAGGGAGGGAGGGAGGGAGGGAGGGAGGGAAUCAAACAGGACCAUGGUCUGUGGUUUAGAGAGAGAUGACUGAGCACCAUCAUCCACGAUGUCUACACAGCAUUGAUCAUCUGGCAUAGUGGUUAAAACUUAUACGUCUGAUUUAUGCUCAGCUGCUUUGACCAAACGCUUAGAACAUUGCUUACUGAAAUUGGCAUCUAAUCUAAGUGCACUGUGAGUUUUUUUUUUCUUCAGUUUAGUCUAAUCUUACAGCACCGUAGUUACUUUGUUGGCUGUGCGGUAGAUUUGUUAGAAGUCUGAUUUAAACACCAUCUGUAGAUUUAUUGUGACGGAUGCCUACACCAAAAGAGUGCCUCAUAUCACUGAACAAAUCCUCUUUUGGAUUUUUCUUCAAAAUAGCUAGAAUUGAACAGCCCCUAGAUGCUUCUCCUGGUAGCUUUUUACCACCAUGAAAGAAAGGAUUUUAUUUGAAUAUAUUAAAAUACAUGAUAACGUUUCAAUUAUGUAUAGUACAUGUAUACCAUCAUACUGUUAAUCAUCUCCAAUGCUUAUUUUGCCUUUGAAAACCCGAAGACCUUGCUAAACCAGCCCUCAGCUCGACUACGACAAGCUAAUUAAAGGUGGCGACACUAUUAACAUCUAACACACUCCAAAACAAGACCAAAUCAAAUUCCCACCAGAUUUUUUUUCUUCGUUGAUUUGAUUCGGGGGCGACUGUGAAAAACUGCUUAAAUCCAGCCGGCUGUAUGUAAGCAAGGAUGUAUAAUUAAUGACAGCAGGGCUUGAUACUAAACACUGAGUAAUCUGGAUCAAACGGCGCCCAUGCCAUGGAGGAGACCGUGAGCUGGGGGGGGGACCAGGGUUCUCUUUUACACUGCGGCCAACUGUACAUUUGCUGUAUUAAAUGUUCAUGUCAUGUCUCUAGGGUUGAGCCUAGAAAACAAAAUCCAUUGGCUGAGUGGUUGUGCUUCUUUUUAGGAUGUGUGUCAGUAGGAUGUUGUUUUGUUUAUAUACAGUAGGUCCAUGGAGAUACUAUGGCUGAAUUUUAGUUAGACCCCUCGUCCCUUCCAUACACCCUAGGCAUUCCUGUAGUUCUGAGUGGAUUGGAUAGAAUUCCAUAUCGACACCUAGCCUCUUCACCCUAGACCUAGGAUUUGGUAGAUAUAAGCAUCAUGGAAAUAGCUUCAUCAUUGUGUUUAACAGGUACAAGGGGAUAUUAGGGCUUGCUUACUCUCCUGAUACACAAAUCUGGUAAUAUGGUGAUAAGCAAUGUAACGGAAACUCGGUGGACAAAUUACUUAAACCUGCUCAGUCGUCUCAGGUCUGCGAAGUGGAGUGAGUGAGGGCAGCAGGGGAGGGUGCAAUGUGUUGGAAUGGAAUGCAGCCUAACAAGUCCUCUCUGCAUUCCCUCCCGUCCUCCCUCCCCUCCAGGCAAACAGACGUGCCCUCUGGAGAAGUUUGACUGCGGCGGCUCUACCAACAAGUGUGUCUCGUUGUCAUGGCGAUGCGACGGCGAGCGGGACUGCGAGAACGGGUCGGACGAGGAGGACUGUGCCACCGGUGAGUGUAGUGGACAGCUGUCAAUCAAAGGCCAUAGAAACGACUUAUUGGCAGAGACAGGUGUCCUUACGCUAAGGAUGGGCAGUAGUCCAGCCCACUGCCAAAGUGCCUGACUGAAUUUUUUCUGGAAAACUAUGGUGAAAAAAGAAAAACAACUAGCUUUUAUAAGGUGUUCUGCUCAGUGGUCAACAUUGCUGUGCAUUUUUCAUCUCAAUUACUUUUAACCCUUUAAACGCUAAGCUGCAGUGUUUCCGCUGCAGUCAUUUAGCUGUGGCGCUGCGCCAUGGCAAAAUCAUUGGCACCACUCCCCAAAAAUAUGGAACAUGAAAAAAUAUUUCUGGCGAGGCGCACUUUGAAUAUGCUAGAACAGUCCACAUUUACUUUUCCUCUGCAAACAAAACAAGUAAUGGAUAGAUAACUCUGAAAACCCCAUAGUAGAAUAGUUGAUCUAUUUACCGAGUCGGCUUGUUGUUGUGUGUUCUAUGCGAGAUAAAUAUUCCUCUCGAGGCGUAUUCAAGUUACUCGUGCCAUAGGGAGGGAAACAUGCAUUCUGACAAGCAGUCAAUGCACAACAAUUCUUGCAAUUGCGGGGAAAACAGCAGUUUUAAUGGUCUUUGUUAAAAAGAGGGAGAUCCCAGCUUUCCAUUCCUACUGUAUUUAUUUCUCAACUCCAAAAUAUGCACGAACUGCACCAUUUUAAACUCUACAUUUUUAGCAGCAGCAUGGUUAAGUGCGUUACUGCUCAGCAAUUCGUAAGUGAAGAGUGUGGCUAAAUGUAACAUGCUUCAAUUGUAGGGUAACUUGGGGUAAAAAGCCACCCUACCUCAAAAAUAAUUUUUGGGGAGUGAGUUCAAAAAUGUUGAAUAGACAGAUGAAAUUUUUUGUUGAGCAAGAGUAAGGGAACCAGAGAAAGUUUUUGGGGGGCAACAUUUUGACAUGAAGUUGUUUCUAUGAGAAGUACAGGCAGUGGUGUGUUACCCCGGGUAGUAGGUUACCCCAAGCUACCCGAACUGGUAGGUCUACAUUAUAUUCACUGUGUAUAUGCAAGUUUAUUGGGACAUAAAAUUCAUCAAUAGGAUGCAAACUACAAUAGUUAAAAGAUCACAUUUGGGAUCUGGCUGAUGAUUAGCCCAAUAGGUUAAAUGCAGAUAGCCAACCCCAUGCUUCAGCCUAUUUAUUUAUAGCCACCAUGCUGCAUUAAUUGGGCUACAGGUGUUAAUGAUUAUUGCUAAUAGCAUACCUGAAAAUAUGGUCCAAAAUGUAAAAAUAAUUUAAAGGUGCAACACAGUUUUUUUUUGCAUUGUAAUUUCUGAAAAUGUCACUGACAUUGACUGACCAGGUGAAAGCUAUAGCUAUGAUCCCUUAUUAUUAUUAAUUUUUUUAACUCCCCUAACCCGGACAGCACUGGGCCAAUUGUGCGCCGCCCUAUGGGACUCCCGGUCACGGCCGGUUGUGACACAGCCUGGGAUCGAACCCGGGUCUGUAGUGCCUUAGACCGCUGCGCCAGUCGGUAGGCCCGCUAUGAUCCCUUAUUGAUGUAACUUGUUAAAUCCACUUCAGUCAGUGUAGAUGAAGGGGAGGAGACAGUUAAAGGCGGAUUUUUAAGCUUUGAGACAUGGAUUGUGUAUGUGUGCUCUUUCCAUGACAUAGACUAACCAGGUUAACGGGUAUGGUAGUAGGUGCCAGGCUCACGGGUUUGAAUGUGUCAAGAACUGCAAUUCUGCUGGGAUUUUCACGCUCAAUAGUUUAUUGUGUGUAUCAAGAAUGGUCCACCAUCCAAAAGACAUUCAGCCAACUUGACACAACUGUGGGAAGCAUUGGAGUCAUCAUGGGCCAACAUCCCUGUGGAACACUUUCGACACCUUGUAGAGUCCAUGCCCCGACGAAUUGAGGCUGUUUGUUACCUUUUUGGGGGGAGAUUUUCUGGCUCUCACAGACCUGUAACUUCUUCUUUAAGAGGCUCCUCUGUCCUCCACUCGUUACCUGUAUUAAUGGCACCUGUUUGAACUUAUCAGUAUAAAAGACACCUGUCCACAACCUCAAACAGUCACACUCCAAACUCCACAAUGGCCAAGACCAAAGAGCUGUCAAAGGACACCAGAAACAAAAUUGUAGACCUGCACCAGGCUGGGAAGACUGAAUCUGCAAUAGGUAAGCAGCUUGGUUUGAAGAAAUCAACUGUGGGAGCAAUUAUUAGGAAAUGGAAGACAUAUAAGAACACUGAUAAUCUCCCUCGAUCUGGGGCUCCACGCAAGAUCUCACCCCGUGGGGUCAAAAUGAUCACAAGAACGGUGAGCAAAAAUCCCAGAACCACACAAGGGGACCUAGUGAAUGACCUGCAGAGAGCUGGGACCAAAGUAACAAAGCCUACCAUCAGUAACACACUACGCCGCCAGGGACUCAAAUCCUGCAGUGCGAGACGUGUCCCCCUGCUUAAGCCAGUACAUGUCCAGGCCCGUCUGAAGUUUGCUAGAGUGCAUUUGGAUGAUCCAGAAGAGGAGAAUGUAAUAUGGUCAGAUGAAACCAAAAUAUAACUUUUUGGUAAAAACUCAACACGUCGUGUUUGGAGGACAAAGAAUGCUGAGUUGCAUCCAAAGAACACCAUACCUACUGUGAAGCAUGGGGGUGGAAACAUCAUGCUUUGGGGCUGUUUUUCUGCAAAGGGACCAGGACGACUGAUCUGUGUAAAGGAAAGAAUGAAUGGGGCCAUGUAUCGUGAGAUUUUGAGUGAAAACCUCCUUCCAUCAGCAAGGGCAUUGAAGAUGAAACGUGGCUGGGUCUUUCAGCAUGACAAUGAUCCCAAACACACCGCCCGGGCAAUGAAGGAGUGGCUUCGUAAGAAGCAUUUCAAGGUCCUGGAGUGGCCUAGCCAGUCUCCAGAUCUCAACCCCAUAGAAAAUCUUUGGAGGGAGUUGAAAGUCUGUGUUGCCCAGCGACAGCCCCAAAACAUCACUGCUCUAGAGGAGAUCUGCAUGAAGGAAUGGGCCAAAAUACCAGCAACAGUGUGUGAAAACCUUGUGAAGACUUACAGAAAACGUUUGACCUGUGUCAUUGCCAACAAAGGGUAUAUAACAAAGGAUUGAGAAACUUUUGUUAUUGACCAAAUACUUAUUUUCCACCAUAAUUUGCAAAUAAAUUCAUUAAAAAUCCUACAAUGUGAUUUUCUGGAAUUUUUUUUCUCAUUUUGUUUGUCAUAGUUGACGUGUACCUAUGAUGAAAAUUACAGGCCACUCUCAUCUUUUUAAGUGGGAGAACUUGCACAAUUGGUGGCUGACUAAAUACUUUUUUCCCCACUGGAUCUGGCGUUAAUAGUGGAAUUAUAGUGUUUCACAGUAUUACUUACCCGCCAGUGAUUGGCUGUGAUAUUCUCCUAUUGAUUUCUCGGUUGGCUGUUCUGACUUUGUGGCUGUGUUAUCUAGUGGAAAUUGCUAAUUUCCUGGUUGCUAAAAUUCAACUUUUUGCUCAAUUUCAGUUUGUGAGAAAACAAGCACUGAAUAGUGUAGGGAAUUACCAGCUUCAAACAGCUGUAAAAAUGAUAUUUUUUGUUAUUGAAAAGAUGCAGUGCCUUCAGAAAGUAUUCACACUCUUUGACUUUUUCCACAUGUAAAAUGGUAUUAAAAUGGAUUUAAUUGUCAUUUUUUGUCAAUGAUCUACACAAAAUACUCUGUAAUGUCAAAGAAUAUUGUACCAUAUUUGCCCAUUAUGCUUGGCUGUUGAUCAUUGCUAGACAACCAUUUUCAAGUCUUGCCAUAGAUUUUCAAGCAGAUUUAAGUCAAAACUGUAACUCGGUCACUCAGGAACAUUCACUGUCUUCUUGGUAAGCAACUCCAGUGUAUAUUUGGCCUUAAGUUAUAGUUUAUUGUCCUGUGUCUGGUGGAAAGCAGACUGAACCAGGUUUUCCUCUAGGAUUUUGCCUGUGCUUAGCUCCAUUCUGUUUAUUUUUUAUCCUGAAAAACUCCCCAGUCCUUAACGAUUACAAUCAGACUCAUAACGUGAUGCAGACACUACUAUGCUUGAAAAUAUGGGGAGUGGUACUCAGUAAUGUGUUGUAUUGGAUUUUCCCCAAACAUAACACUUUGUUUGUAUUAAGGACAAAAAGUGAAUAGCUUUGCCAAAAAAAAAUUCUGUAUUACUUUAGUGCCUUGUUGUAAACAGGAUGCAUGUUUUGGAAUAUUUUUAUUCUGUACAGGCUUCCUUCUUUUAACUCUGUCAAUUAGGUUAUUAUUGUGGAUUAACUACAAUGUUGUUGAUCCAACCUCAGUUUUCUCCUAUCAAAGCCAUUAAACUUUGUAACUGUUUUAAAGUCACAAUUGGCCUCAUGGUGAAAUCCCUGAGCGUUUUCCUUCCUCUCCGGCAUCUGAGUUAGGAAGGAUGCCUGUAUCUUUGUAGUGACUGGGUUUAUUGAUACACCAUCCAAAGUUUAAUUAAUAACUUCACCAUGCUCAAAAAGGGAUAUUCAAUGUCUGCUUUUUUUUUUUUUUUUUUUACAUCUAGCAAUAGGUGCCCUUCUUUGUGAGGCAUUGGAAAACCUCCCUGGUCUUUGUGGUUGAAUCUGUGUUUGAAAUUCACUGCUCGACUGAAGUACCUUACAGCUAAUUGUAUGUGUGGGGUACAGAGAUGGGGUAGUCAUUCAAAAAUCAUGUUAAACACUAUUAUUGCAACUUAUUAUGUGACAUGUUAAGCACAUUUUAACUCCUGAAUUUACAACUUAUUUAGGCUUGCCAAAACAAUGGGGUUGAAUACUUCUUAACUCAAGACAUUACAGCUUUUCAUUUUUUAUUAAUUUGUAAACAUUUCGCAAAACAUAAUUCCACUUUGACAUUAUGGGGUAUUGUGUGUAGGCCAGUGACAAAGAAAUCUCAAUUUAAUCCAUUUUAAAUUCAGUACUGACUGAACCUGUGAUGAGUGUGAUAAGAAGGAGUCAGGCGCAGGAGGGUAAAUCACCGAAUACAGAGUUUAUUCCGUCGUACACAGUUGCGCUGGAUAGCGACAACAAAAUGCAGGCACAGGGGAACAAUCUACCCCGGCAAUACAAGGUACGAGUAGCUCCACCGAGCUACACUCAACUAACAUAAAACAAUCACCCACAAGGACAGGGGGCCAGAGGGAACACUUAUACACGGACUACUGAGGGGAUAUGAACCAGGUGUGUGUAAUAGACAAGACAAGACAAAUGGAAUGAUGAUAUAUGGAGCGGCAGUGGCUAGUAAGCCGGUGACGACGAACGCCGAAGUCUGCCCGAACAAGGAGGGGAGGCAGCCUCGGCGGAAGUCGUGACAGAACCUGACUGAGCCAUUCUACAGCAGUACCCUUGUCAUAGAAUUGUGUUUGAACAAUUGUCGCCAUGUUACAAUUCUAUAUAACUUUAAAUAGGCCCACUACUGUGUGACAUUAAAGUGUUCGCAGUCAAAGAGAGGAAUAGAGCAUUUUUUUAAAUUAAAGAUCCCUAUUUCCUCCAUAUAUGGCUUUUGGGUGUUUAUUUUCUCCAUAUGCUUAUCUUCUGACGACGGAGGACAUGACAGCUCGGUAUGCAGCACUUUAGAUUUUCGGGCAACACAAAUGGCACCCUAUUCCUUACAUAGUGCACUACUUUUGGCCAGAGCCUGUCAAAAGUAGUGCACUAUGUAGGCAAUAGAGUGCCAUUUGGGAUGCAUCCCAUAUCGAUGGAAACGGGGUCUAAUGAAUAAAUCAGCUCCACUGAGAAAAUACAUAGACUUUGAUGCACAAAUCAAAGGUUGCAAUUCAAUAUCAUAUCAAAUGUGAUAAUCUGUGCGUGUAGAAUUUGCAAUUGGCGGCCGGCGAAAGCUUUUGGUAUCUUCCACGACUUAUCACAACCAUAGUGAUAGCGAGAGCCACCACUUCAACCUGACCCAGCUUUGCAUGGUGCAAGCUCCAAUCCAUCAACAAUGGAUGAUGGCAUCACCCUCCUCUUUACCUAAUGACGUGCCACCCUGGUCCGUCUCCGCACACUCAUACACACCACCCGCCGUGACUACACUCCUGCCCUACUUUACACGGCAGCGUGAAGAAUCGACUUCUCCUUUUCUCUCGUGCUUGCUUCUCUCCCUGAGAAAUUGAUUGAAGCGAAAACACCGCAGGAGGCUGAAUGUUUGGACUUUGAAGAUUGUGUGCCGCCGUGGCACGCACGCAUGAAGCUACACUUGGAGAAACCCUGUUUUAUUUUCCUCAGAUGAGGGAAAGAGCAGAGAGAGGGAGGAAAAGAUGCUGUAUGUUUUCAUGUUAUCAUUUGGGUCCCCAGGGUUUUUUGUGUAUGUGUUUCUGUAGGUUCUUAUCACGGCCACCGCAUUCACUCGAUUUAUAUUUAAUCAAAUUGGAAAUCAAAACAACUAUUUACUCAUCUCAGAUAUGGUCUGUGAGCAUGCAUUUACUACAGUACAUCAUAGAAAAUUCAAAAAUAGACCUGGGUUCAAAUACUAUUUGAAAUCUUUUUUUUAUUUAGCCAGAUGGGCAUGGUUUGUGCUUUUGCAUCUAUUCUACUGGUCCCAUUGCGCCAGGCAAGCUCAAUCAAGCUAAAUUAAACCGUAUUUGAACCAAGGUCUGUGUAAAAUACAUCUAUGCCACUUUGCCCAUAACACUGCUUUGGUUAAAGGAGCUAAAGGUUGACUGAAAAUGGCAAGUAAGAGAGGCCAUUGACUUUCGCUGUAAUACCUUCUUAACUUGUCAGGGGUUUUAGCUGUAGUCAGCCCGGGUCCAUUGAAAGCCCUUCUAGUCUGCUCUAAUCCCUUUCUCAUUCUAAAUUCUCCAUUGACCCCUCCAGACUAAGCUUCUCACUGAUGACUUCAGGCCAGGGGCCACUGCCUCCCUUGGAGCUGAAACACUACUGGGCUUGUAGAGUAUGUGGUAUGGUAUCAAUAUUAGGAAAUCCCCUAGAGCUCAAACACUGCUGGGCUUGUAGAGUAUAUAGUAUGGCAUCCAUAUUAGGAUUUCCCUCAGUUGUCAGACGGAUCUCACUCUAUUGUCAAAAAUCCCUCAGUUGUCAGUUUUCAGACAAAAGUCCCUCUCAGUCUUGGCAGUCAAGUUUCGUCUGAGGACUGAGUACGGAAGGACUUCAGAAUAUGGAUGCAGUAAUAUUAGGCCUGGGAGAUUUACUGGUCGGGUAAUCUGAUGCUAGAUCUUCGAUUUAAUAAUAGGCAUCAUUUCUACCGUUACUGCAGUGGUAUAAUACUGUAAGGUCCUGAGUUUUCCUGACCAAGUUCUUCCAAUGUUGAACUGACCACAUGGUCAGGAAAACCUUAUGAUUCUGGAGAUGAUGAUACCACCACCACAGUGACAACGCACCUGGUCUGCGGUAGAUGAUCAUUGAUUGCCUGCCUGCAUCAGUCGUAGACGUACUGUGCUAUAAAGCUCUAAUUAAAUAAGUCCGAGGGCCUCAUAUCUUUAAUUGUGUUUUUUAUUUUAUUUUUUCGUUGUUGGGACCAAAACCCCUCACAAGGAUAGUAAAACAGGGAACAUUAUUUUAAGCUUAGGGUUAGGAGUUAGGGUAAGGGGUAAGGGAAAAUAGGAUUUUGAAUAGGAAUCAAUUGUUUGGUCCCCACAAGGAUAGUAAAACAAACGUGUGUGUGUGCCUGGAGGGAUGCUAAAUGGAUGGAUUUACCCCCGGCAGCUCUGAUAAUGCAACUCCAUCUGGCUGACAAUAAAGUUUUAAUUGAAUUGAAUUAGAUUGACUCGCCAUUCAGAGAGGCGGCAGGAGAAUUGACUUCAAAGGAGUUGUAACACACUAUCUGUGUGUUGGUAUUCUCCAGGAGAAGGUGCAUUAAGGUGCAUUGACAAUGACUGGCACAUAAUAAUACAUGCCCUUAAAUUCUGCCAUCCCCCGCAGCCAGCCAGUUAGCAGCUAGAUCAAAUGUUAUUUGCCACAUGCGCCGAAUACAACAGGUGUAGACUUUACAGUGAAAUGCUUACUUACAAGCCCUUAACCAACAAUGCAUUUUUUUUUUUUGUGUGUUAAGUAAAAAAAAUUAAAGCAAAUAACUAAAGAGCAGCAGUAAAAUAAAAAUAACAGUAGGGAGGCUAUAUACAGGGGGGUACCGGUGCAGAGUCAAUGUUACAUUUUACAUUACAUUUACAUUACAUUUUAGUCAUUUAGCAGACCCUUUUAUCCAAAGUGACAUUCAGUAAGUGCAUUCAUCUUACGAUAGCUAGGUGAGACAACCAAAUAUCAGUCAUAUUAAGUACAUCUUUCUUCAAAACGGAAGUUAUCAGCAAAGUCAGUGCUAGUAGAAAAAGACAAGUGCAAUUUUUUUUUUUUUUUUAUGGGGGUCGGGAAUAAGAUUUAGAUGUCUUAUUUAAGAUACUCUUUGAAGAGGUAGGUUUUUAGUUGUUUUUGGAAGCUCGUUCCACCAUUAGGGUGCCAGGACAGAGAAGAGCUUUGACUGGGCUGAGCGAGCGCUUGACUCCCCGUAGGGGUGAGCUGGCCAAGCGACCAGAGGUGACAGAAUGGAGUGCUCGGGUUGGGGUGUAGGGUUUAAGCAUAGCCUGAAGGUAGGGCAGGGCAGUUCCCCUUGCUGCUAUGUAGGCAAGCAUCAUGGUGUUGUAGUGGAUGCGAGCUUCAACUGGAAGCCAGUGGAGUGUGCGGAGGAGUGGGGUGACAUGGGAGAACUUGGGAAGGUUGAACACCAGGCGAGCUGCGACGUUCUGGAUAAGUUGCAGGGGUUUGAUGGCACAAGCGGGGAGCCCAACCAACAGAGAGUUGCAGUAGUCCAGACGGGAGAUGAAAAGUGCCUGGAUUAGGACCUGCGCCGCUUCCGGUGUGAGGUAGGGUCAUACUCUACGGAUGUUGUAGAGCAUGAACCUGCAACAGCUUUGAUGUUUGCAGACAAUGACAGGCUGUUGUCCAGGGUCAAGCCAAGGUUCUUUGCUCUCUGGGAGGGGGAUACCGUGGAGUUCUCAGAGAUGCGUGUCGCCACCUGGGUGUCAGAAGGGGGAAGGAGAAAAGUAGUUGAGUGUCAUCCGUAUAUCAAUGAUAGGAGAGACCAUGUGAGGACAUGACGGAGCAGAGUGACUUGGUGUAUAAAGAGAAAAGGAGAGGGCCUAGAACAGAGCCCUGGGGAACACCAGUAACGAGAGCAUGUGGUGUAGACACAGAUCCUUUCCACGUCACCUGGUAGGAACGGCCUGUCAGGUAGGAUGCAAUCCAAGAGUGUGCAGAGCCUGAGACGCCCAGCCCUGAGAGGGUGGAGAGGAGGAUCUGAUGGUUCACGGUGUUGAAGGCAGCAGAUAGAUCUAGGAGGAUGAGAACAGAGAAGAGAGAGUCAGCUUUGGCAGUGUGGAGAGCCUCCGUGACACAGAGGAGAGCGGUCUCGGUUGAGUGACCCGUCUUGAAGCCUGACUGGUUAGGGUCAAGAAGAUCGUUCUGAGAGAGAUAACGAGAGAGUUGGUCAGAGACGCUCAACUGUUUUGGAAAGAUACAGGAUCAAACUGUGAUAGAUUCAAAACGCAAAUAAUGUCUAUUUUUUAAGUCUGUCUUUUACACACACACACACACACACACACACACACACACACACACACACACAGAUACACAAGCAGCAUACACACAAACACACUCUAGGAGUUUUUUCUGGGUGACACAUGGUCAGUAAGUAUAUAUAUUUGUAAUAGUAUAAACAUAAGCUUGUUUUGUUUUACUUGAGUUUACUUUACCGAGCAUGGCCCCAAAAUACAUGUCUCACAGUGGGCAGGCUAUGGUUUAAUCCUGCUUAGAGAUAACUACAAUAGUAUGCACACACAUACAUAAACAUACACCUUCCAACAACCUUGCCCUCCAUGCCAGAGUCUGGAGCCUUGGGACCCUAGAGACAGUUGUGCUCCUUCUUGGAAGCCGUCCCAAUCCUAGCAAAACUCUCUGCACUCCAUCCAGGCAGCCUAAAAAAGUAAAUUGCGUCAAGGAGUUUCGCUAAUUGAGUCAUCCACAUGUUGAAUUAUGCAUUAAGUCGAAUCCUGCCCUCCAUAUAUCUCUCUCUCUCUCUCUCUCUCUCUCUCUCUCUCUCUCUCUCUCUCUCUCUCUCUCUCUCUCUCCCUCUCUCUUUCACUCUCUCUUUCCCUCUCUCUCUCUCUCUCUUUCUCUCUCUUUCUCUCUCUCCCUCUGUCUGAUUAACAUUACAUUAAGCAGGCAGCAGUCCCCUAAAGAGAAAGUUGAGCUCCUCUCUCCAGUCAUCUGUAGUAAUGUAAAUGUGCAGCACUGUACUCAAACACACAGGCUCUGAGGUCCUCUCAGGAGCAAGGAACACACCUGUCGCAUGGGAUCUCUGGGUACUAGAGUAGGGGAGUAGGGGAGUGUGUAUGACAUAGUGACAAGCAAUUAACCGAAAUGUCUGUAAUUUUUUAGGUUUUAAACAACUAACUGACCAUUUUGUUUUUUGUUUUUCUGUGAGCUCAAUGCGCACAUUACACAGUUUCUCUAGAGUUAAAUAAUUAACUGUGCGAUGGAGUAGGGAGUUGUAGGUUCCAACAGGCCAAUAUUCUACAUAGUUUUGCACAUUUACAUUUUACAUUUUAUAUUUUAGUCAUUUAGCAGACGCUCUUAUCCAGAGCGACUUACAGUUAGUGAGUGCAUACAUUUUUCAUACUGGCCCCCCGUGGGAAACGAACCCACAACCCUGGCAUUGCAAGCGCCAUGCUCUACCAACUGAGCUACAGGGGUACACAUCUUGAUAUAUUGUCUGGCACUUCACGAUAUAUCGCCAAUGUCAAAUAUCAUGAUAUUCGAUUUAAUCAUACUGUAUAUCGUCCCAAUCCUAAAUGCGACAGUACAGAAUAUCACCUUUUCUUUAAUGGUAUUUUCAUACAUAUCUGUUUUACAGUUUAGAAAUUAAGGCACUUUAUGCAUCUAGUCCCCCCAUUGGAAGGUGUCAUAAGUAUUUGGACAAAUUAACUUAUAGUGUAUUCAAUUUAGUCAAAGGUUUAGUAUUUGGUCCCAUAUUCCUAGCACGCAAUGACUACAUCAGGCGUGUGACUCUGCAAACCUGUUGGAUGCAUUUGCAAUUUGUUUUGGUUGUGUUUCGAAUUAUGUUGUGCCCAAUAGAAUGAAUGGUAAAUCAUGUAUUGUUAUUUUGGAGUCACUUUUAAGCUUGAUGUAGUCAUUGCGUGCUAGGAAUAUGGGACCAAAUACGCAAUGUUUGACAAAAUGUAAUAAACCAUAAGUGAAUUUGUCCAAAUACUUAUGGCACCUUCAAAUGGGGGGACUAUGAAGUGCUUUCAUUUUUAAACAGUAAAACAUAUGUAUGAAAAUACCCUUAAAUAAAAGGUGACAUUCUGUGCUAUCAUGUAAACAUUUGAUCACAAAUCAAAAAAUAUAUAGAGCCAAAUUAAAAAAAUUAGCUUCACUGUCCAAAUAAACACGUAGGGGAGUGUAUCUGUUUGUUUGUGCAGUUUAUACAUGUUUUACUAGCUAAGAUAGCGUCAGAUGCACUUACGAGUCUAAUAUGUCCCUAUGGUGAAAUUUAACCAUCAGACUCUACACUAUAUAUACAGAAGUUUGUGGACACCCCUUCAAAUUAGUGGAUUCGGCUAUUUCAUCCACACCCGUUUCUGACAGGUGUAUAAAAUCAAGCACACAGCCUUGCAAUAUCCAUAGACAAACAUUGGCAGUAGAAUGGCCCCUACUGAAAAGCGCAGUGACAUUCAACAUGGCACCAUCAUAGGAUGCCACCUUUCCAACAAGUCACUUUUUUUUUUCUUUUCUUUUUUCCCUGCUAGAGCUGCCAUGGUCAACUGUAAGUGCUGUUAUUGUGAUGUGGAAACAUCUAGGAGCAACAACGGCUCAGCCGCAACGUGGUAGGCCACACAAGCUCACAGAACGAGACCGCCGAGUGCUGAAGCACGUAGUGCAUAAAAAUCGCCUGUCCUCGGUUGCAACACUCACUACCGAGUUCCAAACUGCCUGUGGAAGCAACGUCAGCACAAGAACUGUUCGUCGAGAGCUUCAUGAAAUGGGUUUCCAUGACCGAGCAGCUGCACACAAGCCUAAGAUCACCAUGCGCAAUGCCAAGCGUCGGCUGGAGUGGUGUAAAGCUUGCCACAAGUGAUGAAUCACGCUUCACCAUCUGGGUUUGGCGGAUGCCAGGAGAACGCUACCCAGCACAAUGCAUAGUGCCAACUGUAAAGUUUGGUUUGGGGCUGUUUUUCAUGGUUUGGCCUAGGGCCCUUAGUUCAAUUGAAGGGAAAUCUUAACGCUACAGCAUACAAUUACAUUCUAGACGAUUCUGUGCUUCCAAAUUUGUGGCAACAGUUUGGGGAAGGCCCUUUCCUGUUUCAGUAUGACAAUGCCAUAUUCCAUCCAUAUGAAUGCCCAUGAUUUUGGAAUGAGAUGUUCAACGAGCAGGUAUCCACAUACUUUUGGUCAUGUAGUGUAUCUACUGUAUAUAUUUUUUUUAUAUAUUUACAUUUACGUAAUUUAGCAGACGCUCUUAUCCAGAGCGACUUACAACAAAUUGGUGCAUUCAACUUAUGAUAGCCAGUGGGACAACCACUUUUUUUCUUCUUUUUUUUAUGGGGGGGUGGGGGAAGAAGGAUUACUUUAUACUAUAACAGGUAUUCCUUAAAGAGGUUGGGUUUCAAGUGUCUCCGGAAGGUGGUCAGUUACUCCGCUGUCCUGGCGUCGUGGGGGAGCUUGUUCCACCAUUGGGGUGACAGAGCAGCGAAUAGCUUUGACUGGGCUGAGCGGGAACUGUGCUUCCGUAGAGGUAGGGGAGCUAGCAGGCCAGAGGUGGAUGAACGUAGUGCCCUCGUUUUUUUUUUUCAUUUUUUUUUUCACCUUUAUUUAACCAGGUAAGCCAGUUGAGAACAAGUUCUCAUUUACAACUGCGACCUGGCCAAGAUAAAGCAAAGCAGUGCGAUAAAAACAACAACACAGAGUUACAUAUGGGGUAAAACAAAACAUAAAGUCAAAAAUACAACAGAAAAUAUAUAUACAAUGUGUGCAAAUGUAGCAAGUUAUGGAGAUAAGGCAAUAAAUAGGCCAUAGUGCAAAACAAUUACAAUUAGUAUUAACACUGGAAUGAUAGAUGUGCAAGAGAUGAUGUGCAAAUAGAGAUACUGGGGUGCAAAUGAGGAAAAUAAAUAACAAUAUGGGGAUGAGGUAGUUGGGUGGGCUAAUUUCAGAUGGGCUGUGUACAGGUGCAGUGAUCGGUAAGGUGCUCUGACAACUGAUGCUUAAAGUUAGUGAGGGAGAUAAGAGUCUCCAGCUUCAGAGAUUUUUGCAAUUCGUUCCAGUCAUUGGCAUCAGAGAACUGGAAGGAAUGGCAGCCAAAGGAGGUGUUGGCUUUGGGGAUGACCAGUGAGAUAUACCUGCUGGAGCGCAUACUACGGGUGGGUGUUGCUAUGGUGACCAAUGAGCUAAGAUAAGGCGGGGAUUUGCCAAGCAGUGAUUUAUAGAUGGCCUGGAGCCAGUGGGUUUGGCGACGAAUAUGUAGUGAGGACCAGCCAACAAGAGCGUACAGGUCACAGUGGUGGGUAGUAUAUGGGGCUUUGGUGACAAAACGGAUGGCACUUGUCACGCCCUGGCUCUGGGGACUAUGUUAUGUUGAGCCAGGGUAUGUAAGUCUAUGUUUGUAUAUCUAUGUGGGCCUGAGUGACUCCCAAUCAGAGGCAACGAGUGUCAGCUGGUUGUCUCUGAUUGGGAGCCAUAUUUAACUAUCGGUCUUUUCACUUUGUGUUGUGGUUUCUUGUUCCGUUAAGGUUUGUUCGUGUUGUAACCUUAGACGUCAUGCAUCGUUGGUUAUUGUUUUGAUCGUGUGAUCAGUUAAUAAAUAUAUAUUAUGUUCACCUUCAACGCUGCGCAUUGGUCCUCUCUCGUAGACGAUCGUGACAGCACUGUAAUAGACUACAUCCAAUUUGCUGAGUAGAGUGUUGGAGGCUAUUUUGUAAAUGACAUCGCCGAAGUCAAGGAUCGUAGGAUUAGUCAGUUUUACGAGGGCAUGUUUGGCAGCAUGAGUGAAGGAGGCUUUGUUGCGAAAUAGGAAGCCGAUUCUAGAUUUAACUUUGGAUUGGAGAUGCUCAAUGUGAGUCUGGAAGGAGAGUUUACAGUCUAACCAGACACCUAGGUAUUUGUAGUUGUCCACAUACUCUAGGUCAUACCCAUCGAGAGUAGUGAUUCUAUUCGGGUGGGCGGGUGCCAGCAGCGUUCGAUUGAUUGAUUGGGUGUAGGGUCUGAUCAGAGCCUGAAGGUAAGGAGGUGCCGUUCCCCUCACAGCUCCGUAGGCAAGCACCAUGGUCUUGUUGUAGAUGCAAGCCUCAACUGGAAGCCAGUGGAGUGUGCAGAGGAGCGGGGUGACAUGAGAGAACUUGGGAAGGUUGAACACCAGACGGGCUGCACGUUCUGGAUAAGUUGUAGGGGUUUAAUGGCACAGGCAGGGAGCCCAGCCAGCAGCGAGUUGCAGUAAUCCAGACGGGAGAUGACAAGUGCCUGGAUUAGGACCUUUGCCACUUUCUGUGUAAGGUAGGGUCGUACUCUGCGAAUGUUGUAGAGCAUGAACCUGCAGGAUCGGGUCACCGCUUUGAUGUUAGCAGAGAACGACAGGGUGUUGUCCAGGGUCACACCAAGGUUCUUAGCACUCUGGGAGGAGGACACAAUGGAUUUGUCAACCGUGAUGGCGAGAUCAUGGAGCGAGCAGUCCUUCCCCAGGAGGAAGAGCAGCUCUGUCUUGCCGAGGUUCAGCUUGAGGUGGUGAUCCGACAUCCACACUGAUAUGUCUGCCAGACAUGCAGAGAUACGAUUCGCCACCUGGUUAUCAGAAGGAGGAAAGGAGAAAAUGAAUUGUGUGUCGUCUGCGUAGCAAUGAUAGGAGAGACCAUGUGAGGAUAUGACAGAGCCAAGUGACUUGGUGUAUGGAGAGAAUAGGAGAGGGCCUAGAACUGAGCCCUGGGGGACACCAGUGGUGAGAGCACGUGGUGCGGAGACAGAUUCUUGCCACGCCACCUGGUAGGAGCGAUCUGUCAGGUAGGACGCAAUCCAAGAGUGAGCAGCGCCGAAGAUGCCCAACACGUAGAGGGUGGAGAGGAGGAUCUGAUGGUUCACAGUAUCAAAGGCAGCGGAUAGGUCUAGAAGGAUAAAAGCAGAGGAGAGAGAGUUAGCUUUAGCAGUGCGGAGAGCCUCCGUGACACAGAGAAGAGCAGUCUCAGUUGAAUGACCAGUCUUGAAACCUGACUGGUUUGGAUCAAGAAGGUCAUUCUGAGAGAGAUAGCAGGAGAGUUGGCUAGAGACGGCACACUCAAGAGUUUUGGAGAGAAAAGAAAGAAGGGAUACUGGUCUGUAGUUGUUGACAUCGGAGGGAUCGAGUGUAGGAUUUUUGAGGAGGGGUGCAACUCUCGCUCUCUUGAAGACGGAAGGGACAUGGCCAGCGGUCAAGGAUGAGUUGAUGAGUGAGGUGAGGUAAGGGAGAAGGUCUCCGGAAAUGGUCUGGAGAAGAGAGGAGGGGAUAGGGUCAAGCGGGCAGGUUGUUGGGCGGCCGGCUGUCACAAGUCGCAAGAUUUCAUCUGGAGAGAGAGGGGAGAAAGAAGUCAAAGCAUAGGGUAGGGCAGUGUGAGGAGGACCAGCGGUGUCAUUUGACUUAAUAAAUGAGGAUCGGAUGUCGUCAACCUUCUUUUCAAAAUGGUUGACCAAGUCAUCCACAGAGAGGGAGGAGGGAAGGGGAGGAGGAGGAGGAUUCAGCAGGGAGGAGAAGGUGGCAAAGAGCUUCCUAGGGUUAGAGGCAGAGGCUUGAAAUUUAGAGUGGUAGAAAGUGGCUUUAGCAGCAGAAACAGAGGAAGAGAAUGUAGAGAGGAGGGAGUGAAAAGAUGACAGGUCCGCAGGGAGUCUAGUUUUCCUCCAUUUCCGCUCGGCUGCCCGGAGCCCUCUUCUGUGAGCUCGCAAUGAGUGGUCAAGCCACGGAGCAGGAGGGGAGGACCGAGCCGGCCGGGAGGAUAGGGGACAUAGAGAGUCAAAAGAUGCAGAAAGGGAGGAGAGGAGGGUUGAGGAGGCAGAAUCAGGAGAUCGGAGGGAGAAGGAUUUAGCAGAGGGAAGAGAUGAUAGGAUGGAAGAGGAGAGAGUAGCGGGAGAGAGAGAGCGAAGGUUGCGACGGCACAUUACCAUCUGAGUAGGGGCAGAGUGAGUAGUGUUGGAGGAGAGCGAGAGAGAAAAGGAUACAAAGUAGUGGUCGGAGACUUGGAGGGGAGUUGCAGUGAGAUUAGUAGAAGAACAGCAUCUAGUAAAGAUGAGGUCAAGCGUAUUGCCUGCCUUGUGAGUAGUGGGGGGACGGUGAGAGGGUGAGGUCAAAAGAGGAAAGGAGUGGAAAGAAGGAGGCAGAGAGAAAUGAGUCAAAGGCAGACAUAGGGAGGUUAAAGUCACCCAGAACUGUGAGGGGUGAGCCAUCCUCAGGAAAGGAACUUAUCAAGGCGUCAAGCUCAUUGAUGAUCUCUCCAAGGGAACCUGGAGGGCGAUAAAUGACAAGGAUGUUAAGCUUGAAUGGGCUAGUGACAGUGACAGCAUGGAAUUCAAAUGAGGAGAUAGACAAAAUGGUCAGGGGAAAAAGAGAGAAUGUCCACUUGGGAGAGAUGAGGAUUCCUGUGCCACCGCCGCGCUGACCAGUAGAGCAGUAGGAGUAGCAGUGUUUUCUGUGGUAAUCCAUGUUUCCGUCAGCGGCAAAAAGUCGAGGGACUGGAGGGUAGCAUAGGCUGAGAUGAACUCUGCCUUGUUGGCUGCAGAAUGGCAGUUCCAGAGGCUGCCGGAGACCUGGAACUCCACGUGGGUCGUGCGCGCAGGGACCACCAGAUUAGAGUGGCAGCAGCCACGCGGUGUGAAGCGUUUGUAUGGCCUGUGCAGAGAGGAGAGAACAGUGAUAGACAGACACAUAGUUGACAGGCUACAGAAAACGGCUACAAUAAUGCAAAGGAGAUCGGAAUGAAAUGAACUAAACUGGGAAAGCGAGAGAGCAGGGCCUCCCUCACUUACGUUUCACUGAAACACUCAAAUAUAACUCUCCCAACUUCCACUUUAGAAAUUAUAAUUGUUGUUAACUACAGUGGUUCAAUGUUUUCUAGGAAUAGACUCUAACUUAGUUUAUUCAGCUAGCUAACUUGGUACAGUAUUCUUCUGUGAAAACCGUCCAGGGCACCGAAUCCUAUGACGCCAUAGCCAACUAGCAUGCCAGCCUCCAAUAACACGGUUUAGCACCAAUACUCGGUUACAACAAACCACCAGUGUGUUAACACGCCAAACAGAUCAUUCGUGUCCGUGUCUAACGUUGUGUAAAGUUUUGGGUUAGUUUUGACAGUUUGAGUGAGUACGUUGUCAACUUAUUCAGCCAGUUAGUUAGCUAGAAUAGUUAGCAUACUAGCUAGCCAUUGCUCUCUGCCAACGAACCAACCCCUCCUCCCACGGCACGAAACACACAGAGAGAGCCAAGCUAACGUUAACUAGUCACCCAUGUCCCGAAUUCCCUUGAACGACUCUGGUUACCAGCAUGUAAAAACAAAAAUAAAUGUAGGUUAUAACUUACCCUUAGUAGCUACUGUUAGCCAGUUAAGUGCAAAGUCUGUCCCAACGGAGAGAAAGCAUCUCCAAAUAUUAUAGCUAGGUCGUUCCAGCUAUUGUUUAGUUAGCUAUCCAGGUAGCAACAAGCUAGCUACAUUUCGAGUACAGUAGCUACUAACUACCUAACGUUAACGCUUCAGAUAAUGUGGUUAGAAAAACAGCUGAAUGGUAGGUAGGUAGCUGGCAUAAUUACAGGGAAUCUUACGCGGGAAAUAACAUUGGAAACAACUAUCCACAGUUGCUAAUAGUUACCAGUAGCUACCCGCUAGCUAGCUAGCCUCGUGCUUCACCGGGCUCAUGCCGAAUACAAUACUUACCUACAAUAAUGACCUACAAUAACCUACAAUAACUACCUAGAUAAACUACCUACAAUACCUAACUACAAUACCUACCUACAAUCUAAAUACAUGGUUUAAGCUUUACUCGACACUAUAUAAGAAGCCAAGCUUACCUCCCGCUAGAGAAACACAACCUCACCCGACCAGUAUCCACCGCGCGUGGAUAUCGGGGAUAAGAGAUGCUUUCAGUAUUUCUUCACCCAAACAGUCGCUGAUAUUGACCUAAGAGUCUGAGGUGACCACAGGUGGGCCAGGCUGUCUGAUUUGAAGGGACUAUAUAUUUAUUUUUAUAAGGAUUUGAGAAAUUCUCCCACGACCCCUUUUUGGUUAUGUAGUGUAUGUCCCACUGGUGAAGCUCCUGGAACGAAAUACAAUUUAAGUUUUACAAGUUCCCUUAUAUCUGGUCCCAGAUCUGUUCGUGCUGUACUCCUAAGGUCAUUGGAACUUGGCGAGACAGCACAAACAGAUCUGGGAUCAGUCAUAAGGGACCUACAGUAUGUCUGGGAUAUGUCUCUUUUCUGCCUUUUAUGUAGUAUGCUUUUUUUAUCUCAACAAUCCUGUUUGCUUCUAGCAUUGUCCCAGAUCGUAUCUAGGAGUUAGUUUAGCCAAUUUAUCUGACUUCGUGUUACAUAAAUGUACAGUUGCAAAAUUCUAGUAACUUUAACAGUUUGUUCCAAUUCCUGCUUAUUCCAUCUUGAACCAGGAAUUUAUCAACCAGGAUUUCUGGGAAACUGGGGAAUUUUGGGAACGUGUUUUUUUUUGUUGCAACCCUACAGUACACAGUCACAUAGUCUCCGAAUCCCAGACAACAGCAGUGAUUAGGGUGUGGGAUUUAUGACGGACUUGUUCCAGGGAGGGUCCUCUUCAGACAGACGACUCUCCCAACAAAUCACGAGGCUGAAAAACCCCCUCUAUUUCCUCUCUUUCUCUCUCCUCUAUCUCUCACUCCAUCCAUCAUACUCCUGGUAGCAAGUUGUACAUGUGGUCAUAAUAAUACUGACAUCACUAUGAAAUAAACAAUCCUCCACUCUUUCCUCUCUCUUCCUCUCAUGUAUUCUAAAUCCUCUCUCUCUGUCUCUCUCUCUCUCUCUCUCUCUCUCUCUCUCUCUCUCUCUCUGUCGCUCUGUCUCUCACUCUCUGUCUCUCACUCUCUGUCUCUCACUCUCUCUCUCUCUCUCUCUCUCUCUCUCUCUCUCUCUCUCUCUCUCUCUCUCUCUCUCUCUCUCUCUCUCUCUCUCUCUCUGUCUCUCUGUCUCUGUCUCUCUCUCUCUGUCUCUCACUCUCUCUCUCUCUGUCUCUCUCUCUUUCUCUCCCCCACCUGUCUUCUUUCUCUUGUAUUAUCUCUCUCCCCUCUCGUCUAUUAUCUCUCUUUCUCUCUCAAUCUCCCCCUUCAUUGUCAUCCUCCUCUCCCCUCUUCUCCCUCUCCAUUAUCACACUAUUUGCUGUGUAAAUGUGUCUGUGGCAUUAGUAGAAAGGUCAUCUGUUGAGUCGUUCCCCAGUGGAGAAGGGCGGCCUGUCUAAACUGCCUGAGAUGUGGGGUGUGUCGCAAAUGGCAUCCUAUUCUCUAUAUAGUGCACUAGUUUUGAACAGGGCCCAUAAGGAAAUAGGUUGCCAUUGGGGAUGUAACGUGACCUUCCUGUAGAGAAGGUCUAUGGAGGCUUCGAACGGUAGCACUGUGCUCUAUGGUCCUUAGGGAGUUAGUAUUUCUAUGAAUAAUAGUGUGGCGAUGGUCCUUAGGGUUGUAGUAUCUAUGAAUACUAUCUGUGAGAGUCAAACGUCGCAUAACCUUGUGACAUUGAUUGAUGUGGGUAGGGAUAGGGGGAUGGAUGGAUGGAGGCAACCGUCUCCCCCAUCACUGCGGCUCCUCGUCCAAUCAGAGAGAGAGAACUGUGUCACACCACAGCCACGCCCUUCAUGUUUGGCUGGCUGGGGAUGAUGUCACGUUCCGAUUGGAUCAUCAUCCUUCAAAGUCAAGAACAUGUACAGGAAUUAAAGUUACACGGAGCCUGUAGGCAAAAGCCAAGUGAAGUCUAUCAGAAGUCUUUAAAUGCUUUUACCACAGGCCCCAACUGAAAUUAAUGUCUCUACUGAUGUAGCAGGAAAUGCUCAUGUAUUUCACUAAUGGGCCUCCCCAUGUGUAACAUGCAUGUUUAUCGAGUCUCCUUAAUAAUUUAACUGCAGAUUAGUCGAUAAGUGGGGGUAGGUUGCGCAUGGUGGGUUGUGUGUGUGUGUGUGUGCUCACGCACGCGUGUGUGUUUGUACUGAUAAGACACGGCAGAUUCAAAUGGAACACUGUGGUUUAAUAUUGAUGAAGAUUAGAUGAAGCCUACAGCUCAGCCGAAUCCAAAAACAUUAUUUUAUGUUCUGUUUCUAUCAGUGGUGCAGCGGGUAUAGUUUAGGAUGUGAUAAUCCUCAUUUGUGGCCUUAGCUAAAUUAAUUAAUUAAGCAGUGUGGGUGGGUGGGUGGGUGGGUGUGUGUGCGGGUGUGUAUCUGCGCGUGUGUGUAUGUGUGUGUAAUGGUGAAUUGGACAUAUGGGUAUAAUAAGCAGGAUGAUCGUGAUGCUCUGCUCCAACAUUCUGCCAGACGAGGCUAAUUUACAGCAUUCAGCUUGAUAAUAAGUGGGGAUUAGAAUAUAAGUCUCUCUUUGAUUCUCUCUUCUUUAGCUACUGGUAUGGUCUGGUAAGCCUACUCUGGAAAAGCACGUAAUGUACUGUAAUGAUUUUCAGUCAAUAAAUGCGCGAGGAAAAAAAACUGCACUCGCACAUCUGAGUUGGCUUGUGGGAAUAACCUGAUGAAAUCUCUUGCCAGUAUCACUAAGGUUGUCUAUAAAUGCAUAAUAAAGUAGUUGCCUAUUCUUCUGUUUUAUGCUCCUCCGCUAAUGGUUUUGUAGGCCCUUAACCAGACUUAACCCAAUGGGCACAGAUGUCAUUUCAAUGUCUAACACUAGAACCGCUGGGCCUCGAGGGACGCCCCUUCAAGCUAAAGAGCAGUCAUUCUGACUGCAACAUUCUAACAGUGUCAUUAAUACAUUUCGUAUAUGCUAUCGCUAAAAUAAUCGUUUGGUUGUGUUCAUGAAGGUGUUAGGUAACAUUAGAAUAUCAUUUUUCUUUUAUUUCAAAUAACAAAAUAGCGUUUUCAUUAGUUUGUUACUGUAGGCUAUAUGUAAAAACACAAAAAACACCAAUUCAACUGGUCAAUACAUUAUAUUGCCUUUGUUACAACUAUGAAACAGAAAGCAUAUGUGUUGGUACACGGUAACAGCUUCUUUUUUAUAAAGUUUUUUAUUUUUUACAAAAUACCCCAACCACAAAGACGCAUGGUUGUCAAAACGCACGGUCAAAUGAUGAAAACAGUAGCCCAAACAUCAUAAGCGCCAAGUGUGCUUGAUAAAUAGUGAAAAUCAGCACAAAAGCAGUAAGGGUAUUAUAAUGAAUAUAAGUGUCAAUAUGACAGCAGUCAAAAAUAGUCAAUUAUUGUCAGCUCGUGUUUAAAUUGUCUGUUUUCACACAAUGGCAUCAGUCGGAUUUCAUUUAGCUGUCAAACACGUCGCUUGCAGGUGACACCGGUGUCUUGGGUUCUGUUCUUUGUGCAGAUGGCCACCAGUCACUGUCUUUUCCCUGGGAGCUAUGCGCAAUUUGGCUCGCAUGGAAUCUUUGCUGCUGCCUUGGCCCUCAUAUGUCUCUCAUGUAGCCAGUAUGCCAGACUCAUGAUGACGUCUCUCCUGGGCAUGGUGUUGUUGAUGCACUGCGUUGAUAGCAGCCCAAGUCAGGCAUGUUGUAGAACACAGCAACAGGCCAGCAGCGGGUGUCUCCUUUCACAGAGUACAGCCAUGCCAUCUGAUCCAAAACAUCCUCCCCAACCUAUGGAACAGAAUAUAGUAGAAAACAUUAGGAUUCUUUUCCCAUAGGAAAAACAACACGUGUUAUACAGAAGAGCAUAAUGCAUUGCAUACGUUUACCUAUAUAUGGCAAUGCGUAUUAUGUAAUAUUGACAUACCUUUGUUUGGUUGUAGUGCAUAAUAGUAUAUGGUUUUCUCUUUAUUCUGUCCUGUCAAUGGCAAUUGUCGGAUGCGUGGUGCUCAUGACAGAAACGUACUUUCUUGCCUUGCAUUGGUAUAGUGUUUGUGUCGUCUUGUCGUUCUUUAGCACCGUUGUGGAGUACGACAGCUGUGCAGGUGCCUCAUUUUGCGCAGACGGAGGAAGCUCCCAUCUCACUUUGUUCAUGGUGUCGACUAGGCUUGUUUUCUUUGCAGUACUUGUUCGCCAAUGACAGUGAAGUGAAGAAAUUGUCCAUGGUGACAUUUCUCACCUGCUGCCCGAUGUGGAUCUUUUCCGAAUCGGCGCCGACCCUUCCUCUUCUCCUAUCUCUCGUUUCAUUCGGUGGUUGCGCUGGCACCUGCUCAGUGCGUACCGUUCUAGCUUUUUUUGCGCUUAGGCCUCAGAGGUGUAGGUUCAGGCUGAGGCUCAGAAUGAGAAGAAUAAUCAGAUGUCAUGAUUCUUCCCCACCAUCUGAGUCGUUUUCAUUCAGAUCUUGUAGCAGCGCUAACGCAGCAUGUGCAUCCAUUCCUCUUGGUCUUCUUGCCAUUGUACAUUACAGACUCUCUCACUGUGUACUCCAAGUAGGCCAGAGUAGACUGAUAAGACUGCUUGGAUUUGGUGGACUGAUAUAGGGUACAUAUCAUUUUGAGGUUAUGAUUAGAAUCGAUCAAUACAAUAGAAUGGCCCUCUGUUCUUCAUUCACAAUUGGUGAUUACAUAAUUAUGCAUUGUUCGCUUCCCCUCGCUCAUCAACUCACCCAUUCUCUCCCUUUCCCAUCAUACUUUACUUAAUUUAUUUAAUCUGUUGUUGCAUGUGUGAAAUUAGUUUCGGUAUAGUUUAGGUUCAGUUUCGAGGCAAUUAUUAGGGUGAUUAUCAACUGGCCACUACACCUUCCAAUGUUGGGAGAAGGAGCGGAGCAGGCCCUACUGUCGGGAGAAGGAGGGGCAAUGGGGAAAAACCAUUCAAAUAAUGACAUGCCCUCCUAAAACUGGUUAUAACUCCAGUUCUGUUUGUGAUAUUAAGAUACUAACAAUGGCAAUGUGUUAUAUAGACUUAUUUAGAAAAAGUCAAGGACGGAGUGGGGCAUGACUUUAAAAAAUGGCUGAGUAAUAAAAUAAAUAAAUGAAUGAGCAGUCAAAAUGACUGCUUUAGCAGUUCUAGUGUUAAUGGUUGAGAUACAGUUGUGAAUCAACAUUCAUUCAAUGUGGGGUUAACUAAACGUUGAAGCCAUGCCUCUAAAAGCUUGGUUAAAGGCUAGAUUUAAAAAAUGCUGUAGGUCGGUGACUUGGAGAUCCAAUUUGUUAUCGACAUUGAUACAAUGUACCAGUUGUGUACCAUUGCAAUAACGUGGAAACAACGGUGAUUUACAGAUGUACCAGUGGGCGGGCACACGCACAUACACACAAACACACACACACACACACACUGUUUCAACUCUGUGGGUGGAAAUGAGUCAGUAAGAUCCUAAAUUUAACGAAUGACAUUCUAUUUGCAUGCUGUUUUGUUUUUUACCCUGUCAUUUGUCACACAUAACAGAAUGCUUAAGAUAGCAACCCAGAGUCAUGUUCAUUAGGCACGAAUCGGGAAAAAAUUAUCCAAACUGAAGUGAAACAGGGAGGUAUUUUCUGACCUUGUUCAAUAAGAAUGGCUCGUUUUCAUUUUCUGUUGCACAGAGUUUUGCUACGAUGGGCCCUAAUGAACAUAGCCCAGACCUAAACCCCCCAAAGAGUAAGCCCAGGGCGACAGCAGCUGCAGUGAGAAACUCCCUGUAGUCUAUAUGAAUAUCAAAGCUCCGCUCUCAGUGAGUUUUCAGAGAUGAAAAUGUGUGUCCCAAAUGGCACCGUUUUCCCUAUGUACUGCACUACUUUUGACAAGGGCCCAUAGGGCUCCGGUUAAAAGUAGUGCACUACAUAAGGAAUAGGAUGUCAUUUGGGACACAGCCAGAGAUGGUAGGAGCGAUGGGAUGUCUGUAAUUGUCUGACACUUGACUGUGAGAGAGAUGGAGAGAUGGAGAUCUACCAUGGAGCGGAGGUGUGUGUGUGUGUGUGUGUGUGUGUGUUUGGUAUUUAUGUUUUGGUGUGUGUCUUAUAUCUCCAUCAGCAGUUGAUUAUCUCACUCUAGCUGACCUCUCUCUCCCUAUCCCCCUCCCCUCUUCUCACCUAGAUGCCAAGUCCUGCCCGAAAAGCAAAUUCCAGUGCGCCAACCGCAAGUGCCUGGCACCCAUCUACGUGUGCGAUGGCGAUGACGACUGCGACGACGGCUCUGACGAACUAAAAUGCUCCUCCCGCAACUCGCCAACGACCACCUGCGGUCCGCACGAGUUCCGCUGCAACACCUCAGAGUGCGUACCCGUCAUGUGGAGCUGUGACGGCGACCCCGACUGCCCCGACGGCUCUGACGAGUGGCCGGAGCGUUGUGGGGGUGAAGGGUCGCAACCGCGACGCAGGGUGAACUGUACGGUGGAGGAGUUUCGGUGCGCCAACGGGGAGUGUGUGAGGCUGGCGUGGAAAUGUGACGGGGAUCCGGACUGCAAGGAUAAGUCAGACGAGGCGGAUUGUCGUAAGUGAAUGGAAGUGUUUUUUCUCUCUCUUAGAUACAUAUUAGGCCUUUUUACACAGAAUGAUUCUUAGCCCCGGGCUAUCCCAUUGCUCCAGUCUAAGACUUAUCCCAUAUUCACACAAGCAUUUCUAAACCCUGGGCUAACAGACAAACACAACACACAAUCAAUGUUACAUUCUAUGUAUAGUCCUUCAUGGGCAUUACAUUUAAGCCUUACCCGCACCCGCGACCGACGUUCAAGCCCUGUCCGAACCCGAAAUCAGAAACACGCUAACUUCCUCUGUUUCCCGCUCCUCACCGGCCCCCCCUGCUCUGCCUGUUUGGGUAACCAUAGCAACGGCUCCUCUUUGUGCCGCUCCUCAAGCUAAGCGGCGUGUGAACGCACCUGUACAUACACCUACACAUCACUGAGAUCCAGAGCAAAGCCCAUAUACACUUACUUUCACAGACACGUGUAACAGAGUUGAAUGGAACUGUAACCUCACUCCCCAGCUUGAACUGUUUCCACUUGCGCUGUCGAAUUGAUACCUUUUCGGUGGCGCAACUGGCUAAGACGUUGUCAAGCAGGCGGUCACGUGUUUACAUUUGUGUUUAUUUAUUGUUAUUAUUAUUGGCCCAGCCACGCUUUUCGGGGGACUAAAGUAACAUUAUUUUACAUUUGUGUUUUUUUACAGCUAUUUUAUAUACAUUAUUCAUACAUUUGACAUACAUUAUACUUUUAUACACAGUAUUACAUGACAGAAAUAUAGUUUGAUAUACACAUUAAAAGGUACUCAUAUAUGGUAUACAUGAUAUAUGGUGUUUUCGAUUUUAGAUCAUGACCUUUUAAUCCCAGCCCUCAGCUAAUCUCAGCCAAUCCCAUCGAUCUCCGCAGACCACCCUCUUGAUUUCCAUGUGCUUUAUAUUUGGGAUGUCUUGCAUGAAUUCUGAACAUUUCUAAUAGUAUCCACAGAUUAUAAAUGAAAGAUGAAUAUUUUUGCUAAGAGUAUUAUUAUAUUAAUUUAUUGACUAUGGCUUUGCAAAUCGCCCAACAGUGCUAUUUGUAGGGUUCGUUUUAAGGGAAUGUUGUGAUUUUUCAGCCACUCCUGAACUUGUGAGCAGAAACAAGCUAGAAGGAGGCAUUACCAAAUUAUGGAUAGUCCUGAAUGAAUCGUUAAUAAUGAUGAGUGAGAAAGUUACAGAGGAAAGUUAUAGACACAUAAAGAUCAUACCCCCAAGAUAUGCUAAAUUCUCACGAUUACAAAAUUGGGGGAGGUUCGCAAUUUCUUUGGGGGGGGUAUGAUAUUUGUGCAUCUGUAACUUUCUCACUCAUCAUUAUUAACGAUUCAUUCAGGAUUAUCCGUAAUCAUGGUAGCAUCCACAUUAAUGUAGAAGUGUUUAGAAACAUAUUCUAUUCUUAUUUACAAUAAAAGUGACACUAAAAUAACACAAUACAUUAUUUACCAUUCAUUUCUAUAGGACACAAAGGAAUCUGAAAUGCAACCAAAACAAACAGCAAAUGCAUCCAACAAGUUUGUGGAGUCACAAGCUUGACGUAAUCAAUGCGUGCUAGGAAUAUGAAACUUUUGACUACUUUAAUACACAUUUAAGUGAAUUUGUCCCAAUACUUUUGUUCCCCUAAAACGAAGGGACUAUGUACAAAAAGUGCUGUAGUAUGGAUUAAAAUACCCUCAAAUUAAAGCUGAAAGUCGGCACUUUAACCUCAUAGUCAUGGUAUCAUUUCAAAUCUAGUGCCCACGCUACAGACAGCUACAGUGGGGAGAACAAGUAUUUGAUACACUGCCGAUUUUGCAGGUUUUCCUACUUACAAAGCAUGUAGAGGUCUGUAAUUUUUAUCAUAGGUACACUUCAACUGUGAGAGACAGAAUCUAAAAAAAAAAAAAUCCCGAAAAUCACAUUGUAUGAUUUUUAAGUAAUUCAUUUGCAUUUUAUUGCAUGACAUAAGUAUUUGAUCACCUACCAACCAGUAAGAAUUACGGCUCUCACAGACCUGUUAGUUGUUCUUUAAGAAGCCCUCCUGUUCUCCACUCAUUACCUGUAUUAACUGCACCUGUUUGAACUCGUUACCUGUAUAAAAGACACCUGUCCACACACUCAAUCAAACAGACUCCAACUUCUCCACAAUGGCCAAGACCGGAGAGCUGUGUAAGGACAUCAGGGAUAAAAUUGUAGACCUGCACAAGGCUGGGAUGGGCUACAGGACAAUAAGCAAGCAGCUUGGUGAGAAGGCAACAACUGUUGGCGCAAUUAUUAGAAAAUGGAAGAAGUUCAAGAUGACGGUCAAUCACCCUCGGUCUGGGGCUCCAUGCAAGAUCUCACCUCGUGGGGCAUUAAUGAUCAUGAGGAAGGUGAGGGAUCAGCCCAGAACUACACGGCAGGACCUGGUCAAUGACCUGAAGAGAGCUGGGACCACAGUCUCAAAGAAAACCAUUAGUAACACACUACGCCGUCAUGGAUUAAAAUCCUGCAGCGCACGCAAGGUCCCCCUGCUCAAACCAGCGCAUGUCCAGGCCCGUCUGAAGUUUGCCAAUGACCAUCUGGAUGAUCCAGAGGAGGAAUGGGAGAAGGUCAUGUGGUCUGAUGAGACAAAAAUAGAGCUUUUUGGUCUAAACUCCACUCGCCGUGUUUGGAGGAAGAAGAAGGAUGAGUACAACCCCAAGAACACCAUCCCAACCGUGAAGUAUGGAGGUGGAAACAUCAUUCUUUGGGGAUGCUUUUCUGCAAAGGGGACAGGACGACUGCACCGUAUUGAGGAGAGGAUGGAUGGGGCCAUGUAUCGCGAGAUCUUGGCCAACAACCUCCUUCCCUCAGUAAGAGCAUUGAAGAUGGGUCGUGGCUGGGUCUUCCAGCAUGACAACGACCCGGAACACACAGCCAGGGCAACUAAGGAGUGGCUCCGUAAGAAGCAUCUCAAGGUCCUGGAGUGGCCUAGCCAGUCUCCAGACCUGAACCCAAUAGAAAAUCUUUGGAGGGAGCUGAAAGUCUGUAUUGCCCAGCGACAGCCCCGAAACCUGAAUGAUCUGGAGAAGGUCUGUAUGGAGGAGUGGGCCAAAAUCCCUGCUGCAGUGUGUGCAAACCUGGUCAAGACCUACAGGAAACGUAUAAUCUCUGUAAUUGCAAACAAAGGUUUCUGUACCAAAUAUUAAGUUCUGCUUUUCUGAUGUAUCAAAUACUUACGUCAUGCAAUAAAAUGUAAAUGAAUUACUUAAAAAUCAUACAAUGUGAUUUUCGGGAUUUUUGUUUUAGAUUCCGUCUCUCACAGUUGAAGUGUACCUAUGAUAAAAAUUACAGACCUCUACAUGCUUUGUAAGUAGGAAAACCUGCAAAAUCGGCAGUGUAUCAAAUACUUGUUCUCCCCACUGUAUAUCGGUCCGCUAAUACAGGGGGCACUGCAGGACCCUCAGCUCCCCUACUUCACGCAGCUAUGCCCAACACUAGUUGCUAGGCAACCCAUUAAUGUCCUUGAGCGUUUAAAAGCCCUUGAAUAAUAUCGAGGUCUUGGGUUUGACAAGAAAGCCAGGGCUGGGGAGAACGUCAUAUCACUGUGUCUCUGUGGCACUUUUGGCCCACCACACUAUCACUGGUGUGGUGGUCAUAUAGCGUUAUUCAAAGUGACUGGUAACUUACACGUAUAUAUUAUUCAUUAUUAUGUGGCCCGUGCUUUUGAAUAAUAAUGAGAUCUUCAGUUUUGACAAGAAAGCCAGAGCCAUCGCUGUGUCUCCGUGUGUCCCUUUUGGCCACAGCGAGUUUAUUGGUCGCGGACACCGUUUUGCAGAUGUUAUCGCAGGUGCAGCGAAAUGCUUAUGUUUCAAGCUCCAACAGUGCAGCAAUAUCUAGCAAUACAAUAACAAUACACACAUAAUCCAAAAAGAAGUCAUAUCAGAACGAGUUCAAGCUACACUGUUAUUGUAUUAUGAUGGAGCACACAUAUUGCUUGUAGUACAUUCAGUAGUAGUACAGUGUACUGUAUGUGUAAACUGUAUGCACUGUAUUCUCUGUAUGUUGCCAGACAGACAGACAAGAAUCAAACCCACAACUCAGUGUUUCCCCUAGCUAGAUUAUUUUCCAGGCGGGGCGCUAUAUCUAGGUCCUCUUCAACCAACGUUUUUAAUUAAAGACAAAUGAGCGCCUAGACUAAACAAUGGUAGGAGAAACACUGCCACCCACAACUCUGUUGUUGCGUUGCAUAACCCUGCUGAGCUACCUGAUUCCACUAUUGGUACAGUAUCUACAGUAUGAUUCAAUAAUGUGGAGAGGCAUUCCCAGCCGCUGUCCUGUCUCUGUAUGAGAGUGUGUUUUAGUGGUGGCGCAGCACUAGAUUAGUGGGCCUUAAUCAGAUCCCGCCGCUGCUAAAUUUACAUUUACGUCAUUUAGCAGACACUCUUAUCCAGCACGACUUACAGUAGUAGUGAGGGCAUACAUUUUCAUUAUGGAUAUAAAUGAAUAUAGGGGAAACACUGUAUAUUGUUUAUAGAUCUCCUCUUCUAAGCCUGUAGUCUAGUUACAAUGUUUAUCCAACUCUCUCUCCAUCCUGUGUGUGUGUGUGUGUGUGUUUGUGUGUCCAUGUGCUACAGCUCUGCUGACGUGCCGCCCAGAUGAAUUCCAGUGUGGCGACGGCGCCUGUAUCCACGGCACCAAGCAGUGUAACAAGGUCCACGACUGUCCUGACCAGAGUGACGAGGCAGGCUGUGUCAACGGUAGGAAGGCAGUUUCAUGUCUGGGCUAGGGAAUUAAUGGCGACUGUGGGGGGUGGACUCUGCUCUGCUCUGGCCUCCAUCUUGAGGCAGGAUAUCGGUCACCUGUCUGUCUGUGGCUGGCUGGAUGGAUGGAUGACAAUGUCUGGCUGGAUGGAUGGAUGACAAUGUCUGGCUGGUUGUGUGUGUGUGGCUGGUUGGCUGGCUGGAUUUCGGGCUGGAUGUCUGGAUGGCCGUCUGCUUGGCUGGUUGUCUGUCUGGUUGUUUGACUGGCUGGCUGUCUGUUUGGCUGUCUCUGUCUGUCUGUUUAUGUAUCUGUCUGGCUGGCUGCUUGUGUCUGUUUGUCUGGCUGGCUGUUUGGCCAACUUCCUGACUGGCAGGCUUUAUGUCUGGCUGACCUUUUGUCUGUCUGUCUGUACCUGUCUGACUGCUUCUCUGUGUAUGUCUUCCUGGCUACCUGUCUGUCUGCCUGUCUGUAGUAAAACUAUUUCCCCAUCUCUUCCUGCAACAGCCACUAAGUGUGAGGGGCCCCUGAAGUUCCUGUGUAAGAACGGAGAGUGUAUCGACAGCACUAAGGUGUGUGACAACGUCAAGGACUGCAAGGACCGCUCCGAUGAGCCCAAGAAGGAGUGUGGUAAGGACGCGCGCACACACACACAUUUUAAAUAUGUUUUUUUGAAUCCACAAAUCACAUUACAGUCGAAGGAUUCAAACAUCUCAAAGAUGGCGGAUAUAGCACACUUAUGUACCUUCUUCUCCAUACAGCAAGGCUGACACAUAGCAGUACCUUGCUAGCUGCUUUGCCUUUGUCUUAUGCAGGCCUGCAAUCUGAAGGCCACACACUGUCAGCCUAUGUACAUGACCGGGACUGCCAAAUAUCAUUACCACAAGUUUGCACUCAUACCCAAAGCUGUUCAGGCAUGACAUAAAGGGGCUGGUAUUUCAGUCUGUUCCAUGUAGGAUAAAAACACAAACACACAUACUGAGAGGGUCCUCUUCAAAGGGAUUAUGGCCACUUUCCAUCCAAUCCCUGCUCAAUAGCCACUCACCCAUUGCUCCUAAUGGGCUCAACCUUUCGUGUAGUAGAGGACUGGAGUGAUCUGUGAACAGUGGGUGUGUUUGUGUGCAUGUGUGCGCGUGUGUGUGUGAGAGAGGUAAAGAAACUGUGUGUCUGUCUUCUGUCUCUCCCUUUGUAACUCUCCCUGUAUCUCACCUCUCUCAGGGUAAGGAUAAAAUACAGGUGCCUCGUGGUGUAGCGCCUGGCCUAAUUGUUACUUUCCCUGGUUGUAGUAGGACUUACAGACAGUGAGACAGACAGUUCCUGCGUCCCAAAUGGCACCCGAUUCUCUAUACAGCGCACUGCUUUUGACCAAGGUUUAUUUUGUCUUAUUAUGCCUCUAUUUCUUCCAAAAUAAAGUUUCCUUGACAGAAUAAUAAUUAUCCUCUUUGACUGUGCUUUUUUGGCUUCAGUUGUAGUUCUUACUUUCACUUAUUUGGCAUGCUUGCCCUCCCAAAGUGGUUGACUUGUUGUGCUUAGGGUUUGGGCAGUAUCCAUAUAUAUGCAUAGCUGAGCUGGAUAUAAUUUAUUUGACACAUCUUAGAUUUCUUAUAGUUAUACUUAACUUAUAGUUAGUUAUAAGCAGUGGUGUAGCACGCACCCCCAUUUUUUAAAACGAUAUUGAAAAUCAUACUGUCUGUAUUUGGAAAUACACCGGUAUACUGUAUAAACGGUAUAUCGCCCAAACCUAGUUGUGGUAGCUAGGUUCAUCCUCCUGGUUCAUAUUUUCUACCCACAACUGGUGUGCAUGGCCAGUACGGCAUCGGUAAAUGAAAGUAGGUUUCUUAUUUUUGCUACGUUUCUUAGAUGAAAAAAGGCUGCUCUGGAAAUGUUCUUUAUGUGGGUGUUGAAGGAGAGGUCAGAGUCAAGUGUAAGACCGAGGUCUUUGACAGAUUGUUUUGCUAUAAUGACAGCACCAUCUAUUUUAACAAUGGAGUUGUUUUUUGGGGGGCAAAAAUAAUAAUUUCUGUUUUGUAUGAAUUUAGGUUCUAUAAGUGCAAUAUUUGUGUGACGUCACCGGGUUUCAUUGACAGAUAUAGUUGAGUAUCAUCAGCAUAACAAUGAAAGUUAAUUUUGUUUUUGCAAAUUACAUCUCCUAGGGAUAACGUACAAUGAAACAAUAACGGUCCCAAAACCGCCCCUUGAGGUACGCCGAAUCUGACACUGGUUAAGGGCGAGGAUUCAUGAUGUAAUUGCACAAAUUGGAGUCUGUCUGACAGAUAGGAGCGAAACCAAGAGUGCGCCUGACCUUGAAGACCGACAUUUGUCUCUAGGCACCUGAGGAGAAUAUGAUGGUAGAUAGUAUCAAAAGCUGAGCUUAAAUUGAGAAGUAUUAGUAUAGAGAGAGUGUCGUUGUAAUAAUAAUAAGUAAUAACAAGUAAUAAGUCAUUAGUGACUUUUAUACAGGCGGUUUCAGUGCUGUGGUGAGGUCAAAACCAGACUGAUAGGAUUCAUAGCUCGAAUUUGGAAAAUCUGUAAAUUGCUGGGCCACGGCUUUCUCAAGACUACACACCUCCAAAUCCCUAGAGACAGGGUAGCAGGGGAGUGGGACAAAAUAAAAUGUGCGAUGCUGCAAAAAGGCAGGAAGAGUGAGAUAGGAAGGGGAGGUGGAGAGGAAGGGGAGGUGGAGAGGAAGGGGAGGUGGAGAGGAAGGGGAGGUGUAGAGGAAGGGGAGGUGGAGUGGAAGGGGAGGUGGAGUGGAAGGGGAGGUGGAGAGGAAGGGGAGGUGGAGAGGAAGGGGAGGUGGAAGGGUGAGAUUAAAGGAGUGAGAAGAGGGUGGAGAGAAUAUAAGAGAGGCAAGGGCAAGGAAGGAGAAAGUAUGAAACCGAAACAGAAAUCCCAAAGGGAGCUCCUCUCCUCUUUCUUUUUUUCUGUCUCUCCGUCUGUCUCGUCUCUUUUUAACUCUCUCUUCCUAUUUUUCUCUUCCCUUCCUCCCCCUCUCCCUCUCUCCCCCUCUCCUGCCCCAUCUCUCUCUUUCUCUCUCUCUGCCCCUCCCCCUCUCUCUUCUCCUUUCUCUCUCUCCUUCCCUCCCUCCCUCUCUGUCUCUCUGACUUCUCAUCAGCCUUUAUUCAGCUCAUUAAAAGCGUGUCCACAGACACCUAACGCUUCCCUCUACUCGCUCAACCCUUCACUCGCAAGAUGUUCCCCUUUAGCGGAGCAGCCCAGCAAAACACACACGUUUAUACAGCAGACACACCAAGAGACAGAUGCUGUAAACCACACAUACACUUAUACACUUAUACACUCACACAAACAUUUAUACACAGACACGACACACACACACACACACACACACACACACACACACACACACACACACACACACACGACACACACACACAUUUAGAAGCACACACACACACACACCAGCCAGGAUAAUGGGCCCAAUUUACUCCCCUCAACCUUAACACUGCAAAAAUAAACCGGAGUUUAUUUCUCGGUGCACUCAGGCAUGUGUUUUUAUGUAUUUGAUAUUUUACCGUUCCAUUAGAAAUGAAAGCCUAUUACCACAAGUAUUGAUUGAAUGCUGUAUCAUGAUGCAGCCUUUCUAAAACAGGCAGAUGCUGCUUUUAUCCCCGGGAUGAGCUUAUGAGGAGCGACGAUGCAUUAGAGGUUUUAAAGAGAGCGGGAAAAGGAGAGAGCGAGGGAGGGUGGGAGGUAAAAGGGAUAGAGAGAGAGGGGGAGAAAGUGUGUGCACGUGUGUGUGUGUGUGUGUGUGUGUGAGUACAUACAGGUAACUACCAAAAUAACGGAAACACUUGAGUAAAUGAGGGAUACAAAGUAUAUUGGAAGAAAGAAAGAAAGAAAGAAAGAAAGAAAGAAAGAAAGAAAGAAAGAAAGAAAGAAAGAAAGAAAGAAAGAAAGAAAGAAAGAAAGAAAGAAAGAAAGAAAGAAAGGUCCUUUGAGGCUACUUGAGUGUGAAAACUGUAACAGCUUUCCAAACCAGCUCUCAUGGAUAGAGAGGCAUGAUUUAGAGGUCACCUCCCUAAUUACAUUUACAUUUACAUUUUAGUCAUUUAGCAUACACACAUUAGGUGGAAAUUAUGUCAUUAACAACCAAUGUUUACUUUUUUAUUUGGCCUAAUGGCAGUCAAUUGAAAAACAUUCUAACAGUAUUUCUGAUUGUCUUCUCAACUCACCAUCACAUACUUUUAAUGAGGGUCUAUGAUAGUCAAUUGAAAAUUAGUCUGACAUAAUGUCUCUUAUCUCACCACCACUAAUGAGAUGGGUGUGGCUUGAUGCAUGUCGCGUCGGAGAUUCUCAGGGGGCCACCUAUAUCGAUAUUUGGUUUUAAUGGAGACGAGAGCACUGAAUCCAGCUUCACACAGAUAUGAGCCGGCGAAGGGUAGCCUACCAUGAGUUUUAUGGUGCUUUCAAAACAACUGGGACCGAGGUCAAAUCAUGACGUCAGUGAUCUUUAGGUCGGAAAGUCGGAGCUCUAGAAAGAGGCCUGAGUUGGAAUUCCAAGUUGGAUGACCAUUUAAAGGGAUUUUUCCCAGUCGGAGCUUGUUUCUUUCCGAGUUCCCAAUUGUCUUAAAUGCAUUGAAGUCGGAAGUUAGAGAUUUCCCAUUUGCCAGUUCUGAGUUCCCAGUUGUUUUGAACGUGGCGUUAAUGAGGGAGACGGCAGGGUAUUCCCUUUGAGUCAGGAACCAAAACUCCUCCGUAGUGACCCGUGAAUGCGUUGUCUGCAGCACAUGACUGCUCGAUUAGCUGUUGAAAAUUAUUAUUAUAUAUUUUGUACCCCUUUUUCUCGAUAUCCAAUUGGUAGUUAGUCUUGUCCCAUCGCUGCAACUCCCGUACGGACUCGGGAGAGGCGAAGGUCGAGAGCCAUGCGUCCUCCGAAACGCGACCCCGCCAAGCUGCACUGCUUCAAUUGUGCGCCGCCUCAUGGCUCUCCCGGUCGUGGCCGGCUGCGACACAGCCUGGUGACGCCUCGAGCACUGCCACUCGGGAGGCCCAGCUGUUCGAUUUCACCUAGUGGCAUGUCAACUGAGCCAGGAUCACAGUCAAAUUGAUUGGGAAGUAGGUCCCAAAGUACUCUUCCAAGCGUUGGAGGUGAGCAGUCAUCACCCGUGUACUGGAUCUUUAUAUUUACCACUUGGGUCCUGUUUCAGUACUGAUGGUGUUUUCUAUUCUUUUCUUUUCAUUACACAGAAAGUCAACCAGGUCUGUUAUUUUAUACAGCAGUUCCACUCUCAAUGCGAAAAAUCUAUCCAACACUCCCCCUCGAUAACCACCAAGCCUCUGUGUGAAAUAGAACAUUGUCAUGCUCUGAUCCCAUAUCUCCACAUAGUUUUGGGAACAGGCGUGGGCGCAGUGGAUGUGGUUUGAUGUAGUUUACAAUCGAAGUUACCUGCUGCAGUAUCUCUGAGUUCUCUGGAGCCCCAUCUGUGCCAAAGCCCACUAUUCAAUCCCAUAUGGAAUCUGUUUUUAUGUCAGUAUAACCUCACAACACACUGAACAUCCCCUAUGCCGUUUCAUGCUCAGGGAUCAUGAGACAGAACAAUAUGUCCUCGUGAAUAGCAUCCCCCGAACAUGUAUAGCGAACAAAAGUGAAUGCAUGGACAUUUAGGCCCUCACCAUUUGGAGAGCCUAAACUGGGGAGUUUUUGAGUCGUUCAGUCAGAGUUCCCUCUUGGUUGCUAGCAGUAGCAUAAAUUAUUUGUUUAACAGUGUUAUCUGACAAAGGUAUUGAUGUGAGUUUCUGUGCCUUUGCCUCCCCACACAUUGUUUUCACCAUAUCAAUUGUGUCCAGUAAUAUUAAAGUCUCUGCAAUAGUGUGUGGUUUCAUAGCGUAGCAGGCCUAGCCAUUCACCUGGGAAUGAUUCAAGUGCAACGGUCAAGUGCAGCCUUUUCCCAUGAUCUAACGUGGCUCUGUGGUAAAAUGUUGUCUUUUAGAUAUGAAUAAUUUUCAUUUCGAUUUUUAAGGUUAACCAAAUUACAAUGAUUUUGAGAUACAAAUACGAUAUUAUAAUACACUAUAUAUAUACAAAAGUAUGUGGACACCCCUUCAAAUUAGUGGAUUUGGUUAUUUCAGCCACACCCGUUGCUGACAGGUGUAUAAAAUCAAGCACACAGCCAUGCAAUCUCAAUAGACAUUGGCAGUAGAAAGGCCUUACUGAAGAGCUCAGUGACUUUCAACAUGGCACCGUCAUAGGAUGCCACCUUUCCAACAAGUCAGUUCAUCAAAUGUCUGCCCUGCUAGAGCUGCCCCAGUCAACUGUAAGUGCUGUUAUUGUGAAGUGGAAACGUCUAGGAGCAACAACGGCUCAGCCGCGAAGUGGUAGGCCACACAAGUUCACAGCACGGGACCACCAAGUGCUGAAGCGCGUGGAGAGUAAAAAUCGCCUGUCCUCGGUUGCAGCACUCACUACCGAGUUCCAAACUGCCUCUGGAAGCAACGUCAGCACAAUAACUGUUCGUCGGGAGCUUCAUGAAAUGGGUUUCCAUGGCUGAGCAGCCGCACACAAGCCUAAGAUCACCAUGCUCAAUGCUAAGCGUCGGCUGGAAUGGUGUAAAGCUUGCCGCCAUUGGACUCUGGAGCAGUAGAAAUGCAUUCUCUGGAGUGAUGAAUCUUGCUUCACCAUCUGGCAGUCCAACGGAUGAAUCUGGGUUUGGCGGAUGCCGCUACCUGCCCGAAUACAUAGUGCCAGCUGUAAAGUUUGGUGGAGGAGGAAUAAUGUUCUAGGGCUGUUUUUCAUGGUUCGGGCUAGGCCCCUUAGUUCCAGUGAAGGGAAAUCUUAACGCUACAGCAUACAAUGACAUUCUAGACGAUUCUGUGCAUCCAACUUUGUGGCAACAGUUUGGGGAAGGCCCUUUCCUGUUUCAGCAUGACAAUGCCCCCAUGCACAAAGCGAGGUCCAUACAGAAAUGGUUUGUCGAGAUCAGUGUGGAAGAACUUAACUGGCCUGCACAGAGCCCUGACCUCAACACCAUCGAACACCUUUGGGAUUAAUUGGAAUGCCAACUGCGAGCCAGGCCUAAUCUCCCAACAUCAGUGCCUGACCUCACUAAUGCUCUAGUGGCUGAAUGGACGCAAGUCCCCGCAGCAAUGUUCCAACAUCUAGUGGAAAACCUUCCCAGAAGAGUGGAGGCUGUUAUAGCAGCAAAGGGGGGACCAACUCCAUAUUAAUGCCCAUGAUUUUGGAAUGAGAUGUUCAUACUUUUGGUCAUGUAGUGUAUCUACUGUAUAUAUUUUUGUAUAUACAGUAUAUUUAUUUUCAUAAGGAUUUUGGAAAUUCUCCCGCGACCCCAUUUUCAUUUCACGCGACCCCUAGUUUGGGAACUGCUGGGGUACGCUGUUAUUCACUGAUCUACCGUGAUUGGUGGAAAGCAUUUUUCAGCCAUCCUUGAUUGUUUAAUUGGGGAUAAAUUAGUCUUCAUUGUGUUCAAUCUUAAUUCACUUUCUCUGCUUUCAUUCACUCGCUUCCUUCUCUCACUCAGUCCCACUUCAAAACAGUGAGUGAACAUGUGAGCGUAACUUGACUGGCCGCUAUUUGAUAGGGUGUUACCGAAGAGGAGAGGAGAAAGCUGGGCAUUGUGGAGGAUCAGAGAUGCUGAGAAGCUUGAAAACAAAUUAUUGAAGGGCACUCAAUAGGACGGUGUUGACGCCUUCGGAACUCGAUGGAGAUUCCAUGGAGUGGAACUGAGCAAGUGGGGUGAGCGACUGAACGGAGAAUGAGAAAUGGAAUUGGGCCACUCUUUCAGUUACUAUCAUGGUUGUGUUCAUUUCGACACGCACCGGAAAACGUUUUAAAUCCAAGUAGUCCCUCCCUGUUUCAGUCCGUUUUCUUCUGUUUGGUGCUGAAUGGACAUGACCCAGGUGCUAAAAGGCCUCUCCUAGUGGUUAUAUCUGACCUCUGACCUCCUGUCUCCCAGGACUCAACGAGUGCACACUCAACAACGGCGGCUGCUCUCACAUCUGCCUGGAUCGACCAAUCGGCUACGAGUGCCAGUGUCCCACCGGGUACCAGCUAUUGGACAAGAGGACAUGUGGAGGUGAAUAUUGAGAGCGUGCAAACACACAUACGACAGUAUACAGAUGCACACACACACAGAGAGAGAGAUACACACAGUAUAGUAUAGACACACACAUAAAUAGUACAGUGACCUUCAUAACCCCUCCUCGAAAUGUCAUCCCUUUUAUCACUAUCACUCAAAGUAAAAUAUUGUUAUCUGUUGGAAGAAAUGUGAAGACUUGAACCCACAGAGACGGUCUCACAUUUUGUACUCUCUUUUUGAAUUGCUAUUUUUUCUUAGAAGUGCAGCUUUUAAGCCACAGAGUGUAUUUUACCUUUAUUUUACCAAGAGAGAUCUGUUCAGUCCAAGGUGACAGCUAUUUACCCCCCACAUUAAAUUCACAACUGCACACACAGACACAUUAUGUUCUUCUAUCCUCGUGGGGACCUAAAAUGUAUUUCCAUUCAAAAUCCUAUUUUCCCUAACCCUAACCCCCCCCCCACACACACACACACACACUCACACACACACACACACACACACACCUCCACCAUUAGAGUCCAGUGUGAUUGAUAACCCCCUCUUCCAUUCCGCCCCAGACAUUGAUGAGUGCGAGAGCCCCAACGCCUGCAGCCAGAUCUGCAUCAACUACAAGGGAGACUUCAAGUGUGAGUGCUACGAAGGCUAUGAGAUGGACCCCGUCACCAAGACCUGCAAGGCAGAAGGUGAGUGAAUGAGAGGGAAAAGGGGAAGAGAGUGAGGGUUGAAGCAGAGGGUGAGUGAGGGAGGAAGGGAGAGACAGAGAGAGGAAGGUAGAGACUUCAAGUGUGAGUGCUACGAAGGCUAUGAGAUGGACCCCGUCACCAAGACCGGCAAGGCAGAAGGUGUGUGACAGCGGCAGGGAAGGGGGUAGGGAGCGAGGAGGAAAAGAGAUGUGCUGAACCCCAAACCGAUCCCUAGCCCAUACCCCUUAAGCACUCAUGUAGAUCUGAAAGAAUUAGAUAGGUGUGAGCAGUAUGGUGAAAAUUCUACCUAGACUAUCAGAUAGCAAGGUGGAGCUUUCAGCGUUGCUCAUAUCCAUUCUCCUGAGAUCUAGACAAGAGCCUAGGGAUGUGCGACACAUGGCACAGGAGCUGGAGAAAAAAUCAAAUAUUUAUACAGAAGACAUAAGGUUAAAUGCGCUCUCUGUUUGCUGCUUCAACACGCACCCAAGAGGUUCAAUUAAGUGUUUCUGUAUUUCAGGAAAGAAACAACACCCCUUUAAUGCCAUAUUGGUUGUUGAUAACAAAGAAGCACUUACAUUUUCCUCUGAAUGAUCUUGUUGUUGCUCAUUGUCUUUUUAUGCACCUUGGUUGAUACGUAGUACAUCUAAAACACCUAACAAGUGUCAGUAUGACUACUGUUUCACACACACAGAUACACACGCUUGCUUACACACACAGCCCAGCCGUGCUAAAUGAUAUUAGUGCAUUUUAAUGAGAGUAAUAUCACAGCAGUCGACAGGUUUGAGGGACCAGCUGCUACUUUAGUCACACUCACUCAUUCAAUCACUCACUCACUCACUCAUUCACUCACUCACUGACACACACACACACACAAACCACUGCUUCUUUAGUCGGUGAAUGAGCGUUGAGUGUGACUCUCCCAAUCCUUCCAAUUAGGAAAUGCUUUUUUAAGAGUGUAAACAUGGCCUCUUCUCUCCUCUCCUCAUAAUUCCUCUCUCUCUUCAAGCUUUUGGGGAUUAUUUUCUGAGGAGACAAGAAUUAGAGAAAUUACCCUCUUGGCAUUGUUAUUUGGAGAGGUACUCAUGUCAUGCUAUUAGAAAUUAUUUGUUGUAAUGAGCUAAACUGCUGUGACUCACCUUGGUGCCUCGAGGGCAUGCUAGCGUAAUUAAAUGGAUUCAGAAUGUAAAUACGUCAAUCUGUCGCUAAAACUAGUUAGGAAAGUAGUGUGGUUUAAUGAGAAUGUUUCUUUAUCCUGCUGCACUAGUUUAUUUUAUUUUUUUUGGGGGGGGGUUUAGUGUGUGUGUGUGUGUGUGUGUGUGUGUGUGUGUGUGUGUGUGUGUGUGUGUGUGUGUGUAUACACGCAAGCGUAUAUACAGUGUUCACUUGCGUAUCAUAUACACUAUAUAUACAAAAGUAUGUGGACACCCCUUCAAAUUAGUGGAUUCGGCUAUUUCAGCCACACCCGUUGCUGACAGGUGUAUAAAAUCAAGCACACUGCCUUGCAAUCUCCAUAGACAAACAUUAGCAGUAGAAUGGUUUACAGCUGUGGGUCUCUGAGAGCUUUGCACAUUGAUUCUUAAAAAAAUUAUUCAAGCUUUGUCAAGUUGGUUGUUGACCAUAUCUAGACAGCCAUUUCCAAGUCUUGCCAUAGAUUUUCAAGCCGAUUUAAGUCAAAACUGUAACUAGGCCUUGUGUUUUAUGUUAUUGUCCUGCUGAAAGGUGAGUUUGUCUCCCAGUGUCUGUUGGAAAGCAGACUGAUACAGGUUUUCCUGUAGGAUUUUGCCUGUGCUUAGCUAUAUUCUGUUUAUUUUUAUCCCCCAAAAAACUCCCUAGUCCUUGGCAAUGACAAGCAUACACAUAACAUGAUGCAGCCACCACCAUGCUUGAAAAUAUGAAGAGUGGUACUCAGUGUUGUGUUGUGUUGGAUUUGCCCCAAACAUAACGCUUUGUAUUCACGACAUAAAGUUAAUUUCUUUGCCACAUUUCUUGCAGUUUUACUUUAGUGCCUUAUUUCAAACAGGAUGCAUGUUUUGGAAUAUGUUUUAUUCUGUGCAGGCUUCCUUCUUUUCACUCUGUCAUUUAGGUUAGUAUUGUGGAGUAACUACAAUGUUGUGGAUCCAUCCUCAGUUUUCUCCUAUCAACUCUGUAACUGUUUUAAAGUCACCAUUGGCCUCAUGGUGAAAUCCCUGAGUGGUUUCCUUCCUCUACAGCAACUGAGUUAGGAAGGACGCCUGUAUCUUUGAAGUGACUGGGUGUAUUGAUACACCAUCCAAAGUGUAAUUAAGGACUUCACCACCAUGCUCAAAGGGAUAUUCAAUGUCUGCUUCUACCAAUAGCCACCCUUCUUUGCGAGGCAUUGGAAAACCUCCCUGGUCUUUGUGGUUGAAUCUGUGUUUGAAAUUCACUGUUCAACUGAGGGACCUUACAGAUAAUUGUAUGUGCGGGGUACAAAGUUGAGGUAGUCAUUAAAAAGUUAAACACUAUUAUUGUCCAUGCAACUUAUUAUGUGACUUGUUUAGGCUUGCCAUGACAAGGGGGUUGAAAAUGUAUUGACACAAGACAUUUAAGAUUUUCAUUUCUAAGUAAUCUGUAAAAAUGUCUAAAAACAUAAUUCCGCUUUGACAUUAUUGUCACGACUUCCGCCGAGGCUGCCUCCCCUCCUUGUUCGGGCAGGUUUCGGCGUUCGUCGUCACCAGCUUACUAGCCACUGCCGCUCCAUAUAUCAUCAUUCCAUUUGUCUUGUCUUGUUAAUUACACACACCUGGUUCAUAUCCUCUCAUUAGUCUGUGUAUAAGUGUUCCCUCUGCCCCCUUGUCCUUGUGAGUGAUUGUUUUAUGUGAAAAUGAGUGUAGCUCGGUUGAGCUAUCCGUACUUUGUAUUGCCGGGGUUAUUUCUCCCCGUGUGCCUGUAUUGUGUUCCAGUGCGCCGGUAUUACACCCUGUGCUGUUGACGCUAUCCAGCGUAACUGUGUACUACGGAAUAAACUCUGUAUUCAGUGAUUUACCCUCCUGCGCCUGACUCCUUUAAGUCACACUCUCACAAUUAUGGGGUAUUGUGAGUAGUCCAGUUACACUUCCUCUCAAUUUAAUCUAUUUUAAAUUCAGGCUGUAACACUACAAAAUAUGGAAAAAGUCAAGGGGUGUGAAUACUUUCUGAAGGCAAUGUAGAUGUAUGUAACGAGGUUGAAUAAUUAUUGACUCAAGACAUUUCAGCUUUUUAUUUUUAAUUAAUUUGUAAAAAUGUCUAAAAACUUAAUUCCACUUUGACAUUAUGGGAUAUUGUGUGUAGGCCAGUUACACUUAAUCUCAAUUUAAUCCAUUUUAAAUUCAGGCUGUAUCACUACAAAAUGUGGAAAAACGAUGAGACAGCCUAUAGAGACCUGGCAAUAUGGUGCCAGGACAACAACCUCUCCCUCAAUGUGAGCAAGACGAAGGAGCUGAUUGUGGACUACAGGAAAAGGAGGGCCAAACACACCCCCAUUCACAUCAACGGGGCUGUAGUGGAGCGGGUCGAGAGUUCACAUCACCAACAAACUAUCAUGGUCUAAACACACCAAGACAGUCGUGAAGAGGGUACGACAAUGCCUAUUCCCCCUCAGGAGACUGAAAAGAUUUGACAUGGGUCCCCAGAUCCUCAAAACGUUCUACAGCUGCACAAUCGAGAGCAUCCUGACAGGUUGCAUCACUGCCUGGUAUGGCAACUGCUCGGCAUCCGAAUGCAGACACAAAUAUUGGAAGCAUCAGGAAGUGUUUGUUGUUGUUGUUGUUGUUGACGUCUGGUCUGGUUGCCGCGGCCAAAGGAACUGGAGGUGCCUCAGUUGGCUCGGCAGGCUCCAAUCCCACGUCACGCCUCACCCGGCUAGUCGGGCUCCCAUGCCUCAGCUGGUUCAUCAGGCUCACAGCCCACGCCUCAGCCGACUCGUCAGGUUUCCACGCCUCAGCCGACUCCAAUGUUACCAUCAUUAUGCGCAUCAGCGCUCAUUGGACUCACCUGGACUCCUUCACUUUGUUGAUUGCCCCUUCUAUAUCUGUCUGUUCCCCAGUUUGAUCACUGUGUCUGCAUUGAUGAUGUUUCGUUUCCCUGUCCAGACGCUGUCCGUGUUUUGUUCCAUGUCUUUUAUUUAUUAAAUCCUCACCCUGUACUUGCUUCCCAUCUCCCAGUGUCUGUCGAACCGAGAUCGUUACAAACUCAUCCCAAACCAUCUCAAUUGGGUUGAGGUCGGGUGAUUGUGGAGGCCAGGUCAUCUGAUGCAGCACUCCAUCACUCUCCUUGGUCUAAUAGCCCUUACACAGCUUGGAGGUGUGUUUUGGGUCAUUGUCCUAUUGAAAAAAAAUGAUAGUCCCACUAAGCGCAAACCAGAUGGGAUGGCGUUUCGCUGCAGAAUGCUGUGGUAGCCAUGCUGGUUAAGUGUGCCUUGAAUUCUAAAUAAAUCACAGACAGUGCCACCAGCAAAGCACCCCCACACCAUCACACCUCCUCUUCCAUGCUUCACGUUGGGAACCACACAUGCGGAGAUAAUCCGUUCACCUACUCUGUGUCUCACAAAGACACGGCGAUUGGAACCAAACAUCUCCAAUUUGGACUCAUCAGAACAAAGGACAGAUUUCCACCAGUCUAACGUCCAUUGCUCGUAUUUCUUGGCCCAAGCAAGUCUCUUCCUCUUAUUGGUGUCCUUUAGUAGUGGUUUCUUUGCAGCAAUUUGACCAUGAAGGCCUGAUUCACGCAGUCUCCUCUGAACAGUUGAUGUUGAGACGUGUCUGUUACUUGAACUCUGUGAAGCAUUUAUUUGGGCUGCAAUCUGAGGCUGGUAUCUCUAAUGAACUUAUCCUCUACAGCAAAGGUAACUCUGGGUCUUCCUUUCCUGUGGUGGUCCUCAUGAGAGCCAGUUUCAUCAUAGCGCUUGAUGGUUUUUGCGAUUGCACUUGAAGAAACUUUCAAAGUUCUUGAAAUGUUCUGUAUUGACUGACCUUCAUGUCUUAAAGUAAUGAUGGACUGUCGUUUCUCUUUGCUAUUUGAGCUGUUCUUGCCGUAAUAUGGACUUGGUCUUUUACCAAAUAGGGCUAUCUUCUGUAUAUCACCCCUACCUUGUCACAACACAACUGAUUAGCUCAAACGCAUUAAGAAGAAAAUAAAUUCCACAAAUUAACGUUUAGCAAGGCACACCUGUUAAUAGAAAUGCAUUCCAGGUGACUACUUCAUGAAGCUGGUUGAGAGAAUGCCAAGAGCGUGCAAAGCUGUCAUUAAGGCAAAGGGUCGCUACAUUGAAGAAUCUCAAAUAUAAAAUGUAUUUUGAUUUGUUUAGCACUUUUUUGGUUACUAAUCUCAGCAAAAAAAGAAACGUCCUCUCACUGUCAACUGCGUUUAUUUUCAGCAAACUUAACAUGUGUAAAUAUUUCUAUGAACAUAACAAGAUUCAACAACCGAGACAUAAACUGAACAAGUUACACAGACAUGUGACUAACAGAAAUUGAAUAAUGUGUCCCUGAACAAAGGGGGGUCAAAAUCAAAAGUAACAGUCAGUAUCUGGUGUGGCCACCAGCUGCAUUAAGUACUGCAGUGCAUAUCCUCCUCAUGGACUGCACCAGAUUUGCCAGUUCUUUCUGUGAGAUGUUACCCCACUCUUCCACCAAGGAACCUGCAAGUUCCCUGACAUUUCUGGGGGGAAUGGCCCUAGCCCUCACCAUCCGAUCCAACAGGUCCCAGACGUGCUCAAUGGGAUUGAGAUCCAGGCUCUUCGCUGGCUAUAGCAGAACACUGACAUUCCUUUCUUGCAGGAAUUCACGCACAGAACGAGCAGUAUGGCUGGUGGCAUUGUCAUGCUGUAGGGUCAUGUCAGGAUGAGCCUGCAGGAAGGGUACCACAUGAGGGACGAGGAUGUCUUCCCUGUAAUGCACAGCGUUGAGAUUGCCUGCAAUGACAAAAAGCUCAGUCCGAUUAUGCUGUGACACACCGCCACAGACUAUGACGGACCCUCCACCUCCAAAUCGAUCCCGCUCCAGAGUACAGGCCUCGGUGUAACGCUCAUUCCUUUGACGAUAAACGCGAAUCUGACCAUCACCCCUGGUGAGACAAAACCGCCACUCGUCAGUGAAGAGCACUUUUUGCCAGUCCUGUCUGGUCCAGCGAUGGUGGGUUUGUGCCCAUAGGCGACGUUGUUGCCGGUGAUGUCUAGUGAGGACUUGCCUUACAACAGGCCUACAAGCCCUUAGUCCAGCCUCUCUCAGCCUAUUGCGGACAGUGAUGGAGGGAUUGUGUGUUCCUGGUGUAACUCGGGCAGUUGUUGUUGCCAUCCUGUACCUGUCCUGCAGGUGUGAUGUUCGGAUGUACCGAUCCUGUGCAGGUGUUGUUACACGUGGUCUGCCACUGCGAGGACGAUCAGUUGUCCAUCCUGUCUCCCUGUAGUGCUGUCUUAGGCGUCUGACAGUACAGACAUUGCAAUUUAUUGGCCACAUCUGCAGUCCUCAUGCCUCCUUGCAGCAUGCCUAAUGCUCGUUCAUGCAGAUGAGCAGGGACCCUGGGCAUCUUUCUUUUGGUGUUUUUCAGAGUCAGUAGAAAGGCCUCUUUAGUGUCCUAACUUUUCAUACCUGUGACCUUAAUUGCCUACCGUCUGUAAGCUGUUAGUGUCUUAACGACCGUUCCACAGGUGCAUGUUCGUUAAUUGUUUAUGGUUAAUUGAACAAGCAUGGGAAACAGUGUUUAAACCCUUUACAAUGAAGAUCUGUGAAGUUAUUUGGAUUUUUACGAAUCAUCUUUGAAAGACAGGGUCCUGAAAAAGGGAUGUUUCUAUUUUUGUUUACAUGAUUCCAUAUGUGUGAUUUCAUAGUUUUGAUGUCUUCACUAUUAUUCUACAAUGUAGAAAAUAGUAAAAAUAAAGAAAAACCCUUGAAUGAGUAGGUGUGUCCAAACUUUUGACUGGUACUGUACAUAUUACCUAAUUUUCCUCGACUAACUUGUACCCCCGCUCAUUGAUUUGAUACCGGUACCCCCUGUAUAUAGGCUCGUUAUUGUUAUUUUAUUGUGUUACUUUUUUACUCUAGUAAAUAUUUUCUUAACUCUUAUUUUCUUAAAACUGAAUUGUUGGUUAAUGGCUUGUAAGCAUUUCCCGGUAAGAUCUAGACCUGUUGUAUUCGGCGCAUGUGACAAAUAAAAUGUGAUUUGAUUGGAAAAGUUAAGGAGUGUGAAUACUUUCACACCCCUCCCGCAGAAAGACCCCAGGAAGAUAGGCCAUAGAAUAUGUAUUCUGGCCAUAAAAUAUGGGCGAAAUAAGUUGACCUCUCCACUUUCCCUUUACAGGGAAGUCUCCCUACCUGAUGUUCACCAACCGCCAUGAGAUCCGUCGGGUUGACCCAGUGAAGAGGGACUACAGCCAGGUGCUGGCAAACCAGAAAAACACUGUGGCGUUGGACAUAGACGUGGCCAAUAACCGCCUGUUCUGGUGCGACCGCUUCCACCGCAACAUCUACAGGUACUGGUUCUGACACUUGACCUUAGGGUUGCAAUUUACAACAUUUCUGAAACUCUCCCCAAGUUCACAGGUUUUUCAGAAAUCCUUCUUGGAGGAUUUUCAGUUGAAGCAUUGCCUCGUCAUUCCCACCUGAAACCUGGGAAAAACCUGGGAAAAAUGGGACCCCUUUCCGGAUAGUUAACCUAUGAACUUUGGGAAGGACAAUCACUCGCUCCCUCACUCGCUCAUGUCCUCAUGCAAUCACCUCUUAGGAUUGCUUUGUUUUUGAAAAUGUUUGUCUUGAAAAAUAAAUAUCUUGAAAAAGUUGUUCAUAUGAACACGUUUCAACACAGAUGGAUUGGAUUAUUGGAUUAAUAAGGAUUAAUCCAGUGGAUAUGUACAUUAUAUUCGAUUUUUUUCCUACUUGAGUGGGAGCCAGUCACAUUUAAUGAACUCAUUUGUUUUAGCCCUCAUACCUCUCUAACCUCUACCUGGUGUCUCUUAUCCCACAUGGGAUUGUGCUAAUUGCGACAGUGUAUCAGAGAACUGGAAUCUAUACCCAUUACCUAUACUCAUCUCCCCUGUUGUAAAAGUGCCCAGUCAUUAGCUUGUAGGACAGCUCCCUGUGUGGACAGCUGCUAUUCUGGAUACAGUGUCUCACCUACGGAGACUGACUGUGAGAUGAACCUUUUGAAAUUAACACAAGGUUAAUUUAUUUCAUGAAGCCAUGGCCAGCCACACGUGGCACUCUGCUACUGGCACCACUAGCACCAUCAGCAACUGAGGUGGAGAUUCAAACCAACGCAGAUUACUGACCUGUGCGCUAGAGGUCUUCACGUGUCCAAAAAGUUAAGCCCGUUCUGAAAUGGAUCUGUGGCUUUCCCACCCGACUCGAUAUGCAUGAAUAUUUUUUUUAAAAACAGAGACCAGUUCCGAAUGUACCCGAGGACAGUCAGACCCGUUCCGAAAAGGCCUGUUGAAAAGCAUACCCAAACCCGUGCUGGUUCGGAUCCGAGAGACCCAUUCAGAUCUGAGAGUAGAACGAAAGAGCGAAAGAAACCUCCUACUGGGUGCUGCCAGCGCCAUCAAUAAACAAGCGAUAUUAUGCAAAUUAUCCACAGUUACGUGUCCUUAAAAAUUGCCUAUAACAACAUCAACAAAAAUAGUUCGAUGUGUAGCAUAUUCAAAACUUUUAAGAGAUUUAAGAGCUAAAUGCAUCAGGGCAUUGCAUGAAUGUAGGCCUUGUGAUGAGUAUUAUAUUGUUAGAUAAAAUGAGUAACUCUGGUAGGCCUAAAACAUUCUUCAUCACCUCAAGUUCAACUGUGGGAGUCAGUUGGAGCGCUGGUGCGCUCUGCCUUCUUAGGCCUGCAGUAGCUACGCCUAAUAAUAACCAUAUCACACCAAACGUUCACAAAAGGUUCUUACUGUUGAUUCCCUACCCUAAUAAAGUUAAGUCAAGUCAUUGUUUAUAGGGAAAACAUGAACAGGUUAUUAUAUUGUGGCAUUAAAUAACGUUUUGCAUCUCGCCUUUUUGGGUUUUUCCUUUUCAUGGUUGGGAGCGAGUAGCCCUUGUAGGCCUACCGGUAAUUCUAUUAUAUAAUGCAGCAAACACAACAUUACAGUCGGAACUUAAUUUGGCCAAAGAAAAUGUCUCAACAGAAUGAAACAAAACACUUGUUGCAUAUUUAAAGAACUGAUUUAAAUUAAAAUCAUACAUUGAAAUCAUACAUUUAAAAGUAUCUUUAUAAAAGUGUCUUCAGCAGGAAUAUUAAUCUCCUCUGGCAGACCAUUACCAGUCUGACGUUUGCUGAAAAGCUGUGGAUGUCUGCUCAAGUAUAAAUCUGCACAGGUUGUAUAUCUGCGUUGAAUCCUGGCUCUGACUUUCAAGGUAGCUGGUGCAAGACUUUGAGUGCGAUUCACAAGCUUUUCUUUUUACACCCCUAUCUAUUACCAUAUUCACAUGUCCCCCUCUCUCCCCCAGUGCUCUGAUCCCGGAGGCCAGUGACCCGUCCCAGCAGGUGACCCUGGUGGACUCUGGCUCUCUCCUCUCCCCCGAGGGCCUGGCCCUAGACUGGGUCCAGCACAACCUUUACUGGACUGACUCGGGCCACAAGACCGUCUCGGUGGCCUCGGCCUACGACGGCCUCAAGAGGAGGGUGCUGGUGGACACAGAACUCAGCGAGCCCAGAGCCAUAGCCCUGGACCCCCAGCACGGGUAAGUGUGGGGGUUUGUGUGUUGGUUUGUGGUCGUGUUGGCGCAACCACCUCGGAAAUCAAGAGGGCCAACAAUGCCAUGUUGAAAAGACAAGAGCGCAGGUGAAUAACCAACAGCUCCUGCUCUGGGAGCACUUCCACCAAUAAUAUAGAAUGUCCAGUGUGGCACAGAGUGUUACAGGCACAGAUUGACCUCACCAGCCAUCAGCACAUUCACUGUACUUGUGAUAUGUUUUGAUAUUAUGUCAUUGUGUGUACAUGUUUGUCAGUAUGUAGAGAGUAUGUCCGUCCACGUAAACAUGCAUACUGCAGUAAACAGCUUGAUUUCAUAUUGGUUUCCCUAUAAUAUCAUAAUAUAUGCCAUUUAGCAGAUGCUUUUUUCCAAAGCGACUUAGUCAUGCAGGCAUACAUUUUACAUAAUGGUGGUCACGGGGAUCAACCCACUAUCCUGGCUUUGCAAGCGCCAUGCUCUACCAACCGAUCUACAGAGGACCACCAUUCUUCUCCUCCCCAGGUUCAUGUACUGGUCUGACUGGGGCACCCGGGCCAAGAUCGAGAAGGCUGGGAUGAAUGGGGUGGACCGACAGGUCCUUGUGUCGGAUAACAUCGAGUGGCCCAACGGCAUCACCCUAGGUAAGAACCCGAGCGCGCACACGCAUACAGACUCCGACUCACAUGCUCACACAUACACACACAGAUAGACACACGCACGCACACACACACACACACACACACACACACAACACCACUUUUAGGGACGAAUCUUAACUUCCAUUUAAGACACAUUUUCACAUAGUCUCCUGGCCUAUUGAAAUCAAUGCGUGACUAAGUGAAAAUGUUAGGAUUUGCCCCUUAUAGCUGAGUGACUUACAGUGGGUUUUCACCAACAACAAAUUCGGCAUUAGAAGUUCUGCCCCCAGAGAAAUGUGCGGGGGAUUGUAGGAAGGUGAGCGUUGAGAAUCCUUCUAGCGGAGUGGUAGAAAAAGUUCAGCUCUGCUCUACUUUAUGCAAAUUUAAAUCGAAGCGUUGGAGCGAAGCGUUGUCAAGAGGAGGCGCCGCGUUAGAUAUACCCUGAUGAAAGCAUUUGCUGAAAUGCUUUGGUUUUAACAAUAAAAUAUGUAUUGUUCAAGCAAGCUUAAAAAUAUUUUUUCCUCUAUACCUGUGCACCUUAGAAACCUUUUAACACUAGAACCGCUGGGCCUUGAGGGACUCCCUUUCAAGCUAAAGAGCAGUCAUUCUGACUGCAACAUUCUAACAGUGUAAUUAAUACAUUUCAUAUAUGCUAUCGCUAAAAUAAUCAUUUGGCUGUGUUUAUGGAGGCCUUGAGUAACAUUAGAAUACUAUUAUUAUUAUUUUAUAACACAGUAGCAUUUUCAUUAUGUUAUAUAGGCUAUAUGUAAAACAUAAAAAUUGUGUUCAAUCAAUUUUAUUAAUGGAGCGCCUUUAUGAAACAGAAAGCAUAUGUGUUGGUACACGGUAACAGCUUCUUUUUAUAACGACAACCACCAAGACGUGCGGUCAAAUGAUGAAAACAUCAGUAGCCUGAACAUCAUUAUGCCAAGUGGCCUUGAUAAAUAGUGAAAAUCAGCACAAAAGCAAUAAUAGCAUUAUAAUGAAUGUGUCGAUAUGACAGUAGUCAAAAAUAGUCCAUUAUUGACAGCUCCUGCUUAAAUUGUGUGUGUCUUGGCAUCAGUUGGAUUUCAUUUAGCGGUUAUCCCUUGUCCUAACAGUUGACACAAAUCUUCGUAACUUUCACUUGCUUGACACUUUGACAUACCUUUGUUUGGUUGUAGUGCGUAAUAGUUGUAUCUUUAUUGUGUCCCCAUGGUUGUGUAGUACGACGGCUGUGUAGGUGCCUUAUUUUGCGCAGACGGAGGAAGCUCCCAUCUCACUUUGUUCAUGGUGUCGACUAGGCUUGUUUUCUUUGCAGUACUUGUUCGCCAAUGACUGUGAAGUGAUGAAAUUGUCCAUGGUGACAUUUCUCCCCUUGCCAACGGAAGGUUCUACAAGCCUCAUCACCACAUUCUCCGACACUUGCUCACCUUCUGCCCGAUGUGGAUAUUUUCCCAGAUAUUGAAAGCCGUUCAGCAUGUACAAUUACGCAUGCUCUCACUGUGUAGCCUACUCCAAGUAGGCCAGAGUAGAUUGAUAAGACUGCUUGGAUUUGGUGGACUGAUAUAGGGUACAUACCAUUUGGAGGUUAUGAUUAGAAUCGAUCAAUACAAUAGAAUGGCCCUCUGUUCUUCAUUCACAAUUGGUGAUUACAUAAUUAUGCAUUGUUCGUUCCCCUCGCUCAUCAACUCACCCAUUCUCCCCCUUUCGCCCAUCAUACUUUACUUAAUUUAUUUAAUCUGUUGUUAUAUGGGUUAAAAUUAGUUCCGGUAUAGUUUAGGUUUAGUAUCGAGGCAAUUAUCAGGGUGAUUAUCAGCUGGGGAGAAGGAGCGGAGCAGGCCCUACUGUCGGGAAAAGGAGGGUCAACGGGUGAAAACCAUUCAAAUAAUGACAUGCCCUCCUAAAACAGGUUAUAACUCCAGUUCUGUUUGUGAUAUUAAGAACUAACAAUGGCAAUGUGUUAUAUAGACUUAUUUAGAAAAGGUCAAGGACGGAGUGGAGCAUGACUUAAAAAAUGUAUGAGCAGUCAGAAUAACUGCUUUAGCUGUUCUAAUGAUAAUACAUUCCAUUUGUAAAGUACUUCUCCUUAGUUUCUUGCUUUGUUUUGGUUUGGUUUUCACUAGUUUUAUUACAUUGUGAACUUAGACUUUUACAGUUGAUAACUCAUCUCCUUGGAGUUGAAACUUCUUGAUAUAACCCCAAUUGAUCGUUUGACAAAAUAUUUGAGUGAGCAGUGUUUGCGUCGCUGUAUGUCUGCCCAAGUGGCCAUCUAAUACCUGUGUGUGUGCAUCAGAUGUAGCCAACAGGCGUCUGUACUGGGUAGACUCCAAGCUGCACCUCGUCUCCAGCGUGGACCUGAACGGGGCUCACCGUCGGACACACCAGUCCUCCUCAGAAAGACUGGGACACCCCUACGCACUGGCCGUGUUUGAGGUGAGAGAGAGUGUGUGUUUACAGCAUGUGUGUGUGUGUUUUGCUGGGCUGCUCUGCUCUAUGGGGAACGUCUUGCGAGUGAAGGGUUGAGCGAGUAGAGGGAAGCAUUAGGUGUCUGUGGACACGCUUUUAAUGAGCUGAAUAAAGGCUGAUGAGAAGUCAGAGAGACAGAGAGGGAGGGAGGAAAGGAGAAGAGAGAGGGGGAGGGGCAGAGAAAGAGAGAGGGGGAGGGGCAGAGAGAGAGAACUUUAUUCUGGAAAAAUUAAUUAAUUCAAAAGUCUAUAUGGGUUAAGAUGGGAAAUGAAGGCCUGGCAAGUCUCUAUUAAAUUCUAUGCUUUCAGUUAGGGUUGCGUAUUACGGUAACUUUCCCAAAAUUCCCAGGUUUCCCGGUUAAAAGAUUACUGGAAUCAGGAAGGAAAGAGCAGGAAAUCCAGAAUCCUACAACCAGGAUUUCUGGAAAACCUGAGAAUUUUGGUAAAGUUACCAGUUAUAUACAUUUCUAUACUAUGAGGUUGGAAUAAAACGGUGAAAUUGUAAACAUUUUGAUAAUGCCCUUUUAGUGUAAAAGCUGUUUGAAAAGACCGCCUGAAAUUUCAGCCUGUUUUGGUGGGAUGGAGCUUUGGCCUGCGUGGUGAAUUUGUUAAUAAACCAAUAAGAAAGAAAGUUCCAAAACUCUCUGUCAAUAACAGCUAGUUUUCCCCUCCCCACUCAGACCACUCCCAUAUAGUCCUAGCUAAAUUAUUUCUUGAGAAAUUGAGCUUUGCUAAGAAGCUAUUUUUGUUUAUUUUUUACCAUUUUAAUUGAAAAUAAUCACAAUAAGGCACUUAAUUCUUACCCAGAAAGGGUUUGAUAUUGAGAUAAAAACAUCUGCAUUGGACUUUGAAGCAAUCUAUGGACAAUGCAUGACAACAAUCCAAUGCUUUGGUUUUGUUUAUCUGGGCCACUGUUUCAAAUGCUAACUUCUUUGCAUUUGUUGCACAAAGUCAAUGGUCCUAUAUGGUCCUAUAUUAGCAUUUUCACGCAUCAUGUCCAAAUCAUCCAUAAGUAACUUAAUUGAGCUACACAAUCAACAUGAGAUACUUAAGGAUGAUUUUGACAUGAAGCACAAACCUGCUAAUAUACUGUAGGGACCAUGUCCUCCUAAUUCAAUAUCUAGACAACAUUUUUUUUAUGUCUUUCAAAUAUAAUUGGUUUCCAACUUGACUGUCCACAUUACCUUCCUGAGACAGAAACUCCAGAAGUUAAGACAGCCAUUAAGUAAUUAAUGGCAUUACACAGACGGAGCUAUCAUUACCCUGGACUGCUAUCUCCUCCUAAACAAAUAUCAAAACAUGUUUGAUUUUUUUUUACUGUGUAGUUUGUUCCCUGCUUGACUGUCCUUAUUGACCUCUGGAGACUAGGGUCCCCAGAAGGAAAGACAUUGAAGUCACUGAAUGACGGUGCUAUCAUAAGCUGGGUACUGCUGUGUCACGCAGCGCUUAAUUUCUGUGUUUAGUCUCCCCACUGCUGUGUUUGUUUUGUCUUCCCCUCUGGGAUGGCAGACUGUGCGGAAUAAACAGAGGAGUUACUGGAGAGGAGAGGGAUCUGAGAGCUGCCCAGAGCUCUGUUGUUGUUAGUGAUACACACAGUGCAGGCAGGGCCACAACAUUGGCACACAGAUGCAAGUGCGUGGGCACACACACACACUCACACACACUGCAGGCAGGGCCACAACACUGGCACACACAAACAUAUUGAUGUACACACACAUACAGAUCAUUACACGUACACACAGAUGCUCGCAUGCACACACACACACACACACACACACACACACACACACACACACACACACUGCAGGCACAGCUAUGACACACUGGCAUCCACCCAGAUUAAAGUUUUACUGCUGGCCCUAGUCGUAUCGCACACAGACAGGCUGGCAGCUGGGUAACGGGUGGGCCAGAGGGAAGUGUCUGUCUGUGUGAUGUGUGUGUGCUUAUGCAUACGUGUGUGGUACAUUUGCUUGCUCCCAAGUAGGGCUGUGGCGGUCAUGAAACUUUGGAAUGUCUACAUCUGGGAUCAUCAACUAAAUUCAGCCGCGAGACGAUUUUUUUCCUUAGCGGAUGGUCAGACUGCAAAUUGACCGUAAGAAGCCCAUACAGAUAUAAUAUUUGACUAAAACAUAAUAAUUUCAUACCUUGCUUACAUUUGUAUACGAUCACAUAUAUACUGAACAAAAAUAUAAACUCAACAUGUAAAGUGUUGGUCCCAUGUUUCAUGAGCUGAUAUAAAAAAUUCCAGAAAUGUUCCAUAUUCACAAAAAGCUUAUUUCUCUCAAAUUUUGUGCACAGGUUUGUUUACAUCCUUGUUAGUGAGCAUUUCUCCUUUGCCAAGAUAAUCCAUCCACAUGACAGGUGUGGCAUAUCAAGAAGCUGAUUAAACAGCAUGAUCAUUACACAGGUGCACCUUGUGCUGGAGGCAAUAAAAGGCCACUCUAAAAUGUGCAGACCACGUGUAACCACACCAGCCCAGGACCUUCACAUCCAGCUUCUUCACCUGCGGGAUCGUCUGAGACCAGCCACCCGGACAGCUGAUGAAACUAAGGAGUAUUUCUGUCCGUAAUAAAGCCCUUUUGUGGGGGAAAACUCAUUCUGAUUGGCUGGACCUAGCUCCCCCAUGACUGCACCCCUGCCCAGUCAUGUGAAAUCCAGAGAUUAGGGUCUAAUGAAUUUAUUUCAAUUGAUUGAUUUCCUUAUAUGAACUGUAAUUUCUUUCAUUCUGUGGUGGACGCUAGGCUUGGGCGAUACACCGUUCAUACCGUAUACCGGGGUAUUUCGAAAUACCGACGGUAUGAUUUCCAAUGCCGUUUAAAAAAAAAAGAACUGUAACUCAGUAAAAUCGUUGAAAUUGUUGCAUGCCACGUUUAUAUUUUUGUUCAGUAUAUCUCUCUAUUAUGUGUGGGAAUACUUCGGAACAGAUUUCCAAAAUUAGAAUCACUUGGAGCUGAUAUGCUGGGUUUUUUAUAGUCUUUUAUGUCCCACAAUUAAAAAUAAAGAACAUUAUUAAAUAAAAUCCUGCGGGCCGCCAGUUGAGGAACCAUUUAAAUAAGUGUAAUAAAUCAUUUUAAUAAACACCAUCACAAUAAUAAAGCCAUCACAAUAAAUCCAUUAUUUAUUUUAGGCAGAUCUUAAGAAACAUUAUGAUAUGAAGAAAAUAUAUUUCAGAAGAGCAGAAUAGCAUAUUCUGGACUCGGUGUUACUGAUCUGGCUAUAUGCCAUGCCACUGGCAUAGACUAGGCUGUAGGCUAGUUCAUUUAGCAGACAAGAUUGGCUUAUAACUCCCAUGCCAUUAUUUUAUAGUAAGAAGAAUACAAUUGAAUAUAGCUGAAUAAAAUAGAAAGGAUAUUUUUCCCCAAAGGAUUUCUGAGCGCACAUUGUGCAGCAGUUCUGUGUUGAGUGGUUAUAAAAAGUGAUCAUUUGAAACAGAUCCUAUAUGCUUAAUAUAGAGUUAUUUGGCUACUUUAGUUGAUACAUACCUUAGAAUGUAUUUUAAAUCAAAACAUAUAUACAGUGGGGAGAACAAGUAUUUGAUACACUGACGAUUUUGCAGGUUUUCCUACUUACAAAGCAUGUAGAGGUCUGUAAUUUUUAUCAUAGGUACACUUCAACUGUGAGAGACAGAAUCUAAUACAAAAAUCCAGAAAAUCACAUUGUAUGAUUUUUAAGUAAUUAAUUUGCAUUUAAUUGCAUGACAUAAGUAUUUGAUACAUCAGAAAACAGAACUUAAUAUUUGGUACAGAAACCUUUGUUUGCAAUUACAGAGAUCAUACGUUUCCUGUAGGUCUUGACCAGGUUUGCACACACUGCAGCAGGGAUUUUGGCCCACUCCUCCAUACAGACCUUCUCCAGAUCAUUCAGGUUUCGGGGCUGUCGCUGGGCAAUACGGACUUUCAGCUCCCUCCAAAGAUUUUCUAUUGGGUUCAGAUCUGGAUACUGGCUAGGCCACUCCAGGACCUUGAGAUGCUUCUUACAGAGCCACUCCUUAGUUGCCCUGGCUGUGUGUUUCGGGUCGUUGUCAUGCUGGAAGACCCAGCCACGACCCAUCUUCAAUGCUCUUACUGAGGGAAGGAGGUUGUUGGCCCCUUCCAUCCUCCCCUCAAUACGGUGCAGUCGUCCUGUCCCCUUUGCAGAAAAGCAUCCCCAAAGAAUGAUUUUUCCACCUCCAUGCUUCACAGUUGGGAUGGUGUUCUUGGGGUUGUACUCAUCCUUCUUCUUCCUCCAAACACGGCGAGUGGAGUUUAGACCAAAAAGCUCUAUUUUUGUCUCAUCAGACCACAUUACCUUCUCCCAUUCCUCCUCUGGAUCAUCCAGAUGGUCAUUGGCAAACUUCAGACGGACCUGGACAUGCGCUGGCUUGAGCAGGGGGACCUUGCGUGCGCUGCAGGAUUUUAAUCCAUGACGGCGUAGUGUGUUACUAAUGGUUUUCUUUGAGACUGUGGUCCCAGCUCUCUUCAGGUCAUUGACCAGGUCCUGCCGUGUAGUUCUGGGCUUAUCCCUCACCUUCCUCAUGAUCAUUGAUGCCCCACGAGGUGAGAUCUUGCAUGGAGCCCCAGACCGAGGGUGAUUGACUGUCAUCUUGAACUUCUUCCAUUUUCUAAUAAUUGCGCCAACAGUUGUUGCCUUCUCACCAAGCUGCUUGCCUAUUGUCCUGUAGCCCAUCCCAGCCUUGUGCAGGUCUACAAUUUUAUCCCUGAUGUCCUUACACAGCUCUCUGGUCUUGGCCAUUGUGGAGAGGUUGGAGUCUGUUUGAUUGAGUGUGUGGACAGGUGUCUUUUAUACAGGUAAUGAGUUCAAACAGGUGCAGUUAAUACAGGUAAUGAGUGGAGAACAGGAGGGCUUCUUAAAGAAAAACUAACAGGUCUGUGAGAGCCGGAAUUCUUACUGGUUGGUAGGUGAUUAAAUACUUAUGUCAUGCAAUAAAAUGCAAAUUAAUUACUUAAAAAUCAUACAAGACCUCUACAUGCUUUGUAAGUAGGAAAACCUGCAAAAUCGGCAGUGUAUCAAAUACUUGUUCUCCCCACUGUACAGUGGGGGAAAAAAGUAUUUAGUCAGCCACCAAUUGUGCAAGUUCUCCCACUUAAAAAGAUGAGAGAGGCCUGUAAUUUUCAUCAUAGGUACACGUCAACUAUGACAGACAAAUUGAGAAAAAAAAUCCAGAAAAUCAUAUUGUAGGAUUUUUAAUGAAUUUAUUUGCAAAUUAUGGUGGAAAAUAAGUAUUUGGUCACCUACAAACAAGCAAGAUUUCUGGCUCUCACAGACCAGUAACUUCUUCUUUAAGAGGCUCCUCUGUCCUCCACUCGUUUCCUGUAUUAAUGGCACCUGUUUGAACUUGUUAUCAGUAUAAAAGAAACCUGUCCACAACCUCAAACAGUCACACUCCAAACUCCACUAUGGCCAAGACCAAAGAGCUGUCAAAGGACACCAGAAACAAAAUUGUAGACCUGCACCAGGCUGGGAAGACUGAAUCUGCAAUAGGUAAGCAGCUUGGUUUGAAGAAAUCAACUGUGGGAGCAAUUAUUAGGAAAUGGAAGACAUACAAGACCACUGAUAAUCUCCCUCGAUCUGGGGCUCCACGCAAGAUCUCACCCCGUGGGGUCAAAAGGAUCACAAGAACGGUGAGCAAAAAUCCCAGAACCACACGGGGGGACCUAGUGAAUAACCUGCAGAGAGCUGGGACCAAAGUAACAAAGCCUACCAUCAGUAACACACUACGCCGCCAGGGACUAAAAUCCUGCAGUGCCAGACGUGUCCCCCUGCUUAAGCCAGUACAUGUCCAGGCCCGUCUGAAGUUUGCUAGAGUGCAUUUGGAUGAUCCAGAAGACGAUUGGGAGAAUGUCAUAUGGUCAGAUGAAACCAAAAUAUAACUUUUUGGUAAAAACUCAACUCGUUGUGUUUGGAGGACAAAGAAUGCUGAGUUGCAUCCAAAGAACACCAUACCUACUGUGAAGCAUGGGAGUGGAAACAUCAUGCUUUGGGGCUGUUUUUCUGCAAAGGGACCAGGAAGACUGAUCCGUGUAAAGGAAAGAAUGAAUGGGGCCAUGUAUCGUGAGAUUUUGAGUGAAAACCUCCUUCCAUCAGCAAGGGCAUUGAAGAUGAAACGUGGCUGGGUCUUUCAGCAUGACAAUGAUCCCAAACACACCGCCCGGGCAACGAAGGAGUGGCUUCGUAAGAAGCAUUUCAAGGUCCUGGAGUGGCCUAGCCAGUCUCCAGAUCUCAACCCCAUAGAAAAUCUUUGGAGGGAGUUGAAAGUCCGUGUUGCCCAGCGACAGCCCCAAAACAUCACUGCUCUAGAGGAGAUCUGCAUGGAGGAAUGGGCCAAAAUACCAGCAACAGUGUGUGAAAACCUUGUGAAGACUUACAGAAAACAUUUGACCUGUGUCAUUGCCAACAAAGGGUAUAUAACAAAGUAUUGAGAAACGUUUGUUAUUGACCAAAUACUUAUUUUCCACCAUAAUUUGCAAAUGAAUUCAUAAAAAAUCCUACAAUGUGAUUUUCUGGAUUUUUUUUUUCUCAUUUUGUCUGUCAUAGUUGACGUGUACCUAUGAUGAAAAUUACAGGCCUCUCUCAUCUUUUUAAGUGGGAGACCUUGCACAAUUGGUGGCUGACUAAAUACUUUUUUCCCCCACUGUAUAACAUUUUUGACAUGCGUUUUUCUUGAUUUUUUUGUUGUUAUUCUGUCUCUCACUGUUCAAAUAAACAUACCAUUAAAAUGAUAGACUGAUCAUUUCUUUGUCAGUGGGCAAACGUACAAAAUCAGCAGGGGAUCAAAUACAUUUUUCCCUCACUGUAUCAGACUAUUCUCAAUUGAAUCUUGUCUUUACAUACACUACCAGUCAAAAGAACACCUACUCAUUCAAGGGUUUUUCUUUAUUUUUACAAUUUUCUACAUUGUAUAAUAAUAAUGAAGUGGGAGAACUUGCACAAGCUGUCAUCAAGACAAAGGGUGGCUAUUUGAAGAAUCUCAAAUAUAAAAUAUAUUUUGAUUUGUUUAACCCUUUUUUGGUUACUACAUGAUUCCAUAUGUGUUAUUGCAUAGUUUUGAUGUCUUCACUAUUAUUCUAUAAUGUAGAAAAUAGUAAAAAUAAAGAAAAACCCUUGAAUGGGUAGGCGUUCUAAAACCUUUGACCGGUAGUGUAUACAAAAUAAUAUGUGUGAAAUUUGUUUAGAUUUACAAUGGGCCAUUAUCAAACGGGACAUGUAAUCCAUAUGCCCUUGAAUAGCAAAUGGAGGUACAGCAAUGUGCUAAUAUGACAAAAUGAGAAAUAAAUAAAUAUAGUAGCCUAGCAAUAUAGCUGGGAUCCUCCUCUUUUGAAUAGAGGCAAUCACAACUAUUUUUUUCGCACACGAUUGGAUAUAGAAAUGUCUGGGCUUAUAAGGAAACAUAUUUCAUUCUACGCAUUGACCAGCUAUUUGAGGAACUGGCUCUGGCUGCGCGACAGGGGUGAUACCCUGUUCCUGGAGAGCUACGCUCCUGAAGGUUUUCGCUCCAACCUCAGAUGUUACCAACCUGAUUCAACUGAUCAACCAGCUAAUUAUUAUCCUCGCAUCCCAAAUUCAUCCAAAUGGCUGCCAUUGUGUUUGGCUUUGAGUUGACCUCUAACUCCCUUCAUUUAUCCCCAUCAUUCAGAUUACACAAAUUCAAUCGUGUUUGAUUAGAUUUUCGAAGCCAUUUGCAUUGAUGUCAGAGUGAUUAGAGGGUAAAAAAAGAGUGCAGAGUAUCAGGCCAUUUGCGACUCGAGGGCCGUUAGCAAAUCAGGCUAUUAACGGCCAACAGUGCCAUUCAUUUACAGAGCGCAGUGUUUGAGUAGUUACCGUGACUCAACAGUCACGUGGAAUUUGACUGCAGUCAUGACUCGUGACCACCGAUGUGGCGGUAACAUAAUGACCGUUACAGCCCUACUCCCAAGUGUGUGUCAGUUUCAUCUCUCAGUGGGACUGUCACAGCCUGUUUAGCCAAUGUGGUAAUGACAUAUACCCCGCUGCCUUAUUCCACUGUGGUAAUGACAUAUACCCCGCUGCCUUAUUCCACUGUGGUAAUGACAUUUACCCCGUUGCCUUAUUCCACUGUGGUAAUGACAUUUACCCCGCUGCCUUAUUCCACUGUGGUAAUGACAUUUACCCCGCUGCCUUAUUCCACUGUGGUAAUGACAUUUACCCCGCUGCCUUAUUCCACUGUGGUAAUGACAUUUACCCUGCUGCCUUAUUCCACUGUGGUAAUGACAUUUACCCCGCUGCCUUAUUCCACUGUGGUAAGGACAUAUACCCCGCUGCCUUAUUCCACUGUGGUAAUGACAUUUACCCUGCUGCCUUAUUCCACUGUGGUAAUGACAUUUACCCCGCUGCCUUAUUCCACUGUGGUAAUGACAUUUACCCUGCUGCCUUAUUCCACUGUGGUAAUGACAUUUACCCUGCUGCCUUAUUCCACUGUGGUAAUGACAUUUACCCCGCUGCCUUAUUCCACUGUGGUAAUGACAUUUACCCUGCUGCCUUAUUCCACUGUGGGAAUGACAUUUACCCUGCUGCCUUAUUCCACUGUGGUAAGGACAUAUACCCCGCUGCCUUAUUCCACUGUGGGGAAUGACAUUUACCCUGCUGCCUUAUUCCACUGUGGUAAGGACAUUUACCCUGCUGCCUUAUUCCACUGUGGUAAUGACAUUUACCCUGCUGCCUUAUUCCACUGUGGGAAUGACAUUUACCCUGCUGCCUUAUUCCACUGUGGUAAGGACAUAUACCCCGCUGCCUUAUUCCACUGUGCAAAUUCCUGAAGAGACUCCUAACUCUCCGCUCCUAACACUGUUGGUGGAUUGGAACGCUUUUUACAGUACAAUUGCAUCUACAGUAGAGCUCUACUUUUAAAGGUUAAUAUGUGCAAAUCCUCUAAUGCAUUGGUACAGUAAGUAGGUAAAAGGAAAAAUAUGUUCUCAUUGAAAGCUGGUACAAAUGUAAGACCGAUAAGAAAAAUCUACUGCAGGAGGUAGUUUAAAAAUACAUGAUUUAUUGUCCAUUUUGUGAGAAGGGGACAUGUAUUUCUACUCUAACUGACCUUGUUUGACAAUGUUAGCUUUUUGUAAAACAUGCUCCACUUUAGUUUUAUUGAGUGGAUUGUAACACACACACACGCACAUGCACACACACUCUCACACACAUCCCCCCUGUACACACACACACACACUUCUGUAUCACAGGAUGUGCCGUCUCGCCGCCGCACUCUAAUGGGGAUUAAACCCAUGGUUUCCACAGCAACCGUGGAACGAUGCCAGCUCUCCUCCGCACAACAUUUUUUGAAGGCUGAUAACGUUAGGGUUAUGUUCCGGUAAACAGACAGGAUAUAAUAAACUAAACAACCACAAGGUGAAGUCUGGUUGCAGUCAGAGUUUGUUUACCUCCCAAUGGAGGAGCAGUGGAUUGGGAUGCUCACCCUUACAGUAGCAAUGAUGAGAUCUUUGCAAGGAUUGCUGCAUAAUAUCGCUUGAGAAUUCAUUGUCUGUCUGUCGUUCUGUCUAACAAUCAAAUGAAUUUAUACAACCUUUACUCUCUCCAUCGCUCUUCCCCCUGUCAGGACCGUAUCUACUGGACAGACAGGGAAAGGGAGGCGGUGUACAGCGCUAACAGGCUAACCGGCCAGGACGUCAGCACACUGGCCGAGCACCUCAACGACCCCCACGACAUAGUGGUCUUCCACCCACUGCGACAGCCCCAAGGUGUGGGGGUGAGGGUUGGGGGGGUCUGUAUGUCUGCAUAUCUGUGUGUGUUUGAGAGAGCAAGUAAGAGAACUAAAAAUAACUUGUUUUCUCUGUCGGUGUCCCUAGUGUGUGUGUUGUAAUACUUGUUUGUUCACUUACGUGUGUGUGUGUGUGUGAGAGAGAGCGAGAGAGAGAGAGAGAGAGAGAGAGAGAGAGAGAGAGAAUUAGGCCGAUACCCGCUAAUUAUCAAAAUCCAGAAAAGAGCCGUUAAAUUCUAUAACCACUUAAAAGGACGCGAUUCCCAAACCUUCCGUAACAAAGCCAUCACCUACAGAGAGAUUAACUUGGAGAAGAGUCCCCUAAGUAAGCUGGUCCUGGGGCUCUGUUCACAAACACAAACAAACCCCACAGAGCCUCAGGACAACAACACAAUUAGACCCAAUUGAAUCAUGAGAAAACAAAAAGAGAAUUACUUGACACAUUGGAAAGAAUUAACAAAAAAACAGAGCAAACUAGAAUGCUAUUUGGCCCUAAACAGAGAGUACACAGUGACAUAAUACCUGACCACUGUGACUGACCCAAACUUAAGGAAAGCUUUGACUAUGUACAUACUCAGUGAGCAUAGCCUUGCUAUUGAGAAAGGCCGCCGUAGGCAGACCUGGCUCUCAAGAGAAGACAUGCUAUGUGCACACUGCCCACAAAAUGAGGUGGAAACUGAGCUGCACUUCCGAACCUCCUGCCAAAUGUAUGACCAUAUUAGAGACACAUAUUUCCCUCAGAUUACAGAGAUCCACAAAUAAUUUGAAAACAAACCCAAUUUUGAUAAACUCCCUUAUCUACUGGGUGAGAGAGAGAGAGAGAGAGAGAGAGAGAGAGAGAUGUCAUCGUCUCUGGUUGUUUAUCUGUGUCCCUAGUGUGUGUGUUAUGCAAUGCUUCCUGUACACAUAUCCCUAUGACUGUACACAUGUCCUUACCUGAGUUCCCAAGGUGUGAGUCAUUCUUCCUCUGAGACACACACACACACAACACCAGCAGGUAGCCUAGCGGUUGGGCCAGUAACCGAAAGGUUGCUGGUUCGAAUCCCUGAGCCGACUCUGCCGAUGUGCCCUUGAGCAAGACACUUAACCCUAAUUGCUCCUGUAAGUCGCUCUGGAUAAGAGCGUCUGCUAAAUGACUAAUAUGUAAUGUAACACACAAACUACGCUAGUUCCACCUGGUCUUCACAGAUUGAUCCCUGGUCUCAUGUAACAGACCCAUCACAUUAUUAAGUUUAGAAGUUGGUAGUUACAAAGAUCAAAGUGCCAUGUGUCUCUGUGUGUGUGUAUCUAACGGUGCAGUUACACCAGAAACAACUAUGUACAGUUGAAGUAGGAAGUUUACAUACACUUAGGUUGGAGUCAUUAAAACUUGUUUUUCAACCACUCCAUACAUUUCUUGUUAACAAACUAUAGUUUUGGCAAGUCAGUUAGGACAUCUACUUUGUGCAUGACACAAGUCAUUUUUCCAACAAUCGUUUACAGACAGAUUAUUUCACUUGUAAUUCACUGUAUCACAAUUCCAGUGGGUCAGAAGUUUACAUACACUAAGUUGACUGUGCAUUUAAUUUGCUUGGAAAAUUCCAGAAAAUGAUGUCAUGGCUUUAGAAGCUUCUGAUAGUCAAUUGGAGGUGUACCUGUGGAUGUAUUUCAAGGCUUACCUUCAAACUCAGUGCCUCUUUGCUUGACAUCAUGGGAAAAUCAAAAGAAAUCAGCCAAGUCCUCAGAAAAGAAAUUGUAGACCACCACAAGUCUGGUUCAUCCUUGGGAGCAAUUUCCAAAUGCCUGAAGGUACCACGUUCAUCUGUACAAACAAUAGUACGCAAGUAUAAACACCAUGGGACCACACAGUCGUCAUACCGCUCAGGAAGGAGAAGCGUUCUGUCUCCUAGAGAUGAACGCACUUUGGUGCGAAAAGUGCAAAUCAAUCCCAGAACAACAGCAAAUGACCUUGUGAAGAUGCUGGAGGAAACAGGUACAAAAUUAUCUAUAUCCACAGUAAAACGAGUCAUAUAUCGACAUAACCUGAAAGGCCGCUCAGCAAGGAAGAAGCCACUGCUCCAAAACCGCCAUUAAAAAGCCAGACUACGGUUUGUAACUGCACGUGGGGACAAAGAUCUUACUUUUUGGAAAUGUCCUCUGGUCUGAUGAAACAAAAAUAGAACUGUUUGGCCAUAAUGACCAUCGUUAUUGUUUGGAGGAAAAAGGGGUUGCUUGCAUGCCGAAGAACACCAUCCCAACCGUGAAGCACGGGGGUGGCAGCAUCAUGCUGUGGGGGUGCUUUGCUGCAGGAGGGACUGGUGCACUUCGCAAAAUAGAUGGCAUCAUGAGGAAGGAAAAUGAUGUGGAUAUAAUGAGCAACAUCUCAAGACAUCAGUCAGGAAGUUAAAGCUUGGUCGCAAAUGGGUCUUCCAAAUGGACAAUGACCCCAAUCAUACUUCCAAAGUUGUGGCAAAAUGGCUUAAGGACAACAAAGUCAAGGUAUUGGAGUGGCCAUCACAAAGCCCUGACCUCAUUCCUAUAGAAAAUGUGUGGGGAGACCUGAAAAGGCGUGUGCGAGCAAGGAGGCCUACAAACCUGACUCAGUUACACCAGCUCUGUCAGGAGGAAUGGGCCAAAAUUAAUCCAACUUAUUGUGGGAAGCUUGUGGAAGGCUACCCGAAAUGUUUGACCCAAGUUAAACAAUUUAAAGGCAAUGCUACCAAAUACUAAUUGAGUGUAUGUAAACUUCUUACCCACUGGGAAUGUGAUGAAAGAAAUAAAAGCUGAAAGAAAUAAAUUCUCUCUACUAUUAUUCUGACAUUUCACAUUCUUAAAAUAAAGUGGUGAUCCUAACUGACCUAAGACAGGGAACGUUUACUAGGAUUAAAUGUCAGGAAUUGUGAAAAACUGAGUUUAAAUGUAUUUGGAUAAGGUGUAUGUAAACUUCCGACUUCAACUGUAGUUUCAUGUUUUUAUUAUAUGAAUAGGUGAACAGUUCGCAACAAUGUGCACCACAAUCAAAUGUAUUUUAUAAAUCCCUUUUUACAUCAGCAGCCAGCUUAAAACCCCAAAGAGCAAGUAAUGCAUAGGCCGACUAGCAAGGAAUUACUCAGAUUUCCCCUGGCACGUAGGCUAACAACCAAUCUAACAUGGUGUCAAAGUUAGCUAGCGCGACUCUCCUUUCCCCAAUGGGUUUGAGUCUCUGACUGUGUGUCUCUUUGGCUGCGUUUACACAGGCAGCCCAAUGCUGAUCUUUUUGGACCAAUCAGAUCAGCUCUUUUGCCAAUAAUUGGGCAAAAUAUCAGAUUUGAGUGCCUGUGUAAACGCAGCCUUUUGUAUUUCUGUCUCUUGACUGUGUGUUUCUCUAUUUCCCUCUCUUAGGCCCAGACAGCUGUAACUUGGGCAGUGAGGCCAACGGUGGCUGUGAGUACCUGUGUCUCAAAGCCCCCCAGAUCACAGAGCACUCCCCCAAGUACACCUGCGCCUGCCCAACAGGACAGGACCUGGGGCCAGACAUGCGGGGCUGUGUGCCAGGUGAGAGUGUGUGUCGGUGGGCUGUUAGUGGAGGGAGAACUAGGGGACCAAUCACAGACCAAUCACAGGCCGGCAGACUACGAGGAGGCUCGCUCCCUCAUGCAUGCUCUUUGCAAGUGUCUCUCAGGCGGGAUGAAAACAACUACAUCGACCAUGAUCCUUUGCUAGUUACGGCCAUUUUCUCUGUGAUCCAUUCAGCCCCAUACAGCAAUAUGGCGCGCUUCAAAUUCGAAUACACUAUAUAUACAAAAGUAUGUGGACACCCCUUCAAGUUAGUGGAUUUGGCUAUUUCAGCUACACCCGUUGCUGACAGGUGUAUAAAAUUGAGUAAACAGCCAUGCAAUCUCCAUAGACAAACAUUGACUUUCAAAGGAUGCCACUUUUCCAAUAAGUUUGUUCGUAAAAUUUCUGCCCUGCACGAUCUGCUCCAGUCAACUGUAAGUGCUGUAAUUUGAAGUAAAAACGUCUAGGAACAACAACGGCUCAGCCGCGAAGUGGUAGGCCACACAAGCUCACAGAACAGGACCGGCGAGUACUGAAGCGCAUAGUGCAUAAAAAUCGUCUGUCCUCGGUUGCAGCACUCACUACCGAGUUCCAAACUGCCUCUGGAAGCAACGUCAGCACAAUAACUGUUUGUCGGGAGCUUCAUGAAAUGGGUUUCCAUGGCCGAGCAGCCGCACACAAGCCUAAGAUCACCAUGCGCAAUGCCAAACGUAGGCUGGAGUGGUGUAAAGCUUGCCACCAUUGGACUCUGUAGUAGUGGAAUCGCGUUCUCUGGAGUGAUGAAUGACGCUUCACCAUCUGGCGGUCCGACUGACAAAUUUGGGUUUGGCGAUGCCAGGAGAUCGCUACCUGCCCUAAUGCAUAGUGCCAACUGUAAAGUUUGGUGGAGGAGGAAUAAUGGUCUGGGGCUGUUUUUCAUGGUUUGGCCUAGGCCCCUUAGUUCCAGUGAAGGGAAAUUUUAACGCUACAGCAUACAAUGACAUUCUAGACAAUUCUGUGCUUCCAACUUUGUGGCAACAGUUUGGGGAAGGUCCUUUCUUGUUUCAGCAUGACAAUGCCCCAUGCACAAAGCAUGGUCUAUACAGAAAUGGUUUGUCGAGAUCGGUGUGGAAGAACUUGACUGGCCUGCACAGAGCCCUGACUUCAACUCCAUCGAACACCUUUGGUAUGAAUUGGAACGCCGACUGCGAGCCAAGCCUAAUUUCCCAACAUCAGUGCCCGACCUCUUGUGGCUGAAUGGAAGCAAGUCCCCGCAGCAAUGUUCCAACAUAUAAUGGAAAGCCUUCUCAGAAGAGUGGAGGCUGUUAUAGCAGCAAAGGGGGGACCAGCUCUAUAUUAAUGCCCAUGAUUUUGGAAUGAGAUGUUGGAUGAGCAGGUGUCCACAUACUUUUGGUCAUGUAGUGUACUAAAGGCACCAUUGGGAGUUUUCCAUAGUUCAGGUUUGGAUUGAGUAAAACUAUAUUAUGAUAAUCUUACAGUUCUAAUCUUCUAAAACAGAUACAUAUAGUUGAUAUUGCAUACAUAAAAUGAUGUAUUGUAACUAAUUGUAUAUCCCUGUUCAUUUAGCAAAUGAGACUAUUACCAAACCGUCGCCAUUCCCCACCGGCUCUGUAGCCAUCAUCACGGCAAGUGUCAAGGAGGACAAAGAGGACUCCCAUUCCACUUCUGGGAUGUCCCAGGCGGAUGCCGGGGUCCGCCACCUCACCCCCGCCCCCUCCAGCACCCCAGAGCCUCCCCUCACUGCCAAACCUGGGGCAGAGGUGAAGGAGAAAGAGGGCCGGCGUUUGGAUCCCACUGCUGCCACCAAAAUCUUCACUACCUCCACCACAGUAGGGUCUGGGGACACGAAUGUCAUCAAGGAGGACAGCAACCUCUCUCACCACUGUAAGUCUGUGGGACAUGCAAAACGGCGCAAUGGUGUGCUUUAGGACCAUGCGGCCUCCGAGUGGUCGGGUAGGCUGUUUAGAGAGUUUAUCCGACCCCCCCCCCCCCCCCCCCCCCCCCCCCCCACUUCUAAAACUAAAGUUGCGCCUCUGGGAACAUGUCUGUAUAUGUCUGUGUGUGUACCAGAUAUGUGUCUGUGUAUACUAUGUUUAAUUGACAUUAAUUUGUAGUAAUUACCUACAGUUCUUGAGCAAGAUAGAAAGAUUGCUUUACCUGGUGGGCAUGAUCAUAAAAUAUUUCUGAAACCAGCUCUUUCUAGCCCUGUUGAUGUUCUAGCCCUCCUGUCAGAAUUGGAACUAGUUAGGACAGUGAGGGAGAGGGGGACAUUAUUUGAAGUAAUUACAGUACCUACAGCCAUUAGUGUGGAAGAGUGAUUUUCAGCAGUUUACAGAGAUAAAAUGAUCAGUUCACCUGAAUUUUACAUGAUCAUAUUUCAGAAACCAUCUAUUUCCUAUAUACACUACGCCCAUGGCGCACUAUAUAGGGUGCCAUUUUGGACACAGCCAGAGAGUGUCAUCUGAUAAAGCGUAGCCUAGUCCACCACCUCUUUGUCUCCUGCCGAGUCACCCACCACUUUACAAUGUGAGCUGGAGGCCGAAUGCAUUUUGAAAACAUGCUUAAUUGUUUGAAACCUGAAUGUUUUAUUUCAUAUUAUGUCUUGCUUCAAAGUAGCCUAUAGCCAAAAUCCGACCAUGGAAACAUGGAGGCAAUUAUUUUAUUAAGAUUUAAUUGGCGGCGCGUGAGUUUCAAGCUCCGGGAAGCUUACAAUUAUCCUACCAUUUCUACCGAUCUGCAUGCCAGUUAUGAUUUUCAUAUGCAUAUUUUCAUUCUCAAAAUCAUUGUCUCGUGGUGAAUUGUAAAAAUCUGAAUUUAAAUGAUACAAAUCUAAAACUAAAUAUUUAACUAAUGCGAGAUCUCCAGCCUCAUUGAUACAUUGGUUGCUAAAGAAAUGAGCGCAUGGAACUCAUAGCCUAUAGGCCAAAGCACCAGUAGGCCUAUAACCUCCAUUGCUCUUUCACACCGAGGAUUGGUGACUAUCGAGGGGGAGAUUGUUGGGAAGAUUUUUCAAUAGUCUACUGUGGGGAACUAUAGUUUUAAUAUAUUAUCAUUCGCAAUGGAUGUUAUAAAAACAGACUUUGUUGACUUAGAAGCUCAGCUUAUUAGUGGGGGACGUGGUGAAUUAAGAGAUUCAGAAAUCCGACAUCCCCAAAUGGGCACUUUCCUACAUUUCCUCACAGCAGGCCAGGUACCUCUAUUCCGCUCAGGCUCCCUCAACAUUAUCAGGCAGAGAAACCAGACACAUGCUCAUUGCUCACAUGGUAAAUAAUGGUUAUGAAAUGAACCAAAACUUGUUUCUCACAAGUGUAGCAAGUGUAGCAGGUUGUGAACUCUGACUGUAAUUAAUACAUGCAGUAACAGAAAUGAAUGUAACCAAAUGACGGGGGUUAACAGUACAUUUACUACUGGUGACAGGUGUAAUGGGGAAUUGAUUAAAAAAACGAAACAUUCAAAGGGCAAACAAUUCACACAAUUAAACAAUGAAUGUGUAAGAAUUGGCGGGAGACAGCUGAGCCAUUCUGGAGAGAGACCCGCCUAUAUCUUCGCAACACACCCCUCCCCUUCUUCUUGUCUCAACAUUUUAAAUUAUACUCAAUACACAUUAUCUUCACAUAUAUUUUAGAUACUUUUCACUGACAGCCGCAACUUAAUAAUCAGCUAGGCCUAUUGCCACGCGCGCUGCCCAAAUUUGCGGGCUUCCCAAAUAAGCAUAGGCCUACGAGCUUGUGAUUUUGAAACAAUCCACAGCAAAGAAGCUAACGAUCCUUGAAUCCUCUGUGGCUAAGUCAUGCUUUCUAGUGAAGUAUUUUUGAUUAUUUCUUCAUUUCUGUAUAGACAUGAAUAAUUAUACAAUUUUGACAAAUGUACUACUCUGUUACCAUUUCUCUCCUGUUCUAUUGGUUUUCAUAUCAACUUACUUUCAUUGUCCAGAAGCCAAAGGUACAAUUCUAGUCAUAUUAGCAACCCAUCCUAGUUGUUGCAUCUUUAGAUGACCCUCUUUCUAAGUUUCUAACAGAGAUUAUCAUCUUUGUCACAUAUGGCACUGCUCUCAUCAGAAUGGUUUAUUCCUGCGAAUUGCAUUUUGGCAAAUGACUUUAUUUGCUGCUUCAUUACAGGAGUUGCAUGUUCUGUUAAGAUGAAUUACCAUAAUCUAAAUGUGAUUUCUGAGCAUCGUGGGUGGACACCCUAAUGGGUUAUGCACCCAAUGCAUAUGGGUCCGGUAGAUUUCUCAAAUGGCCGGUAAAUUAAAAUCUUGUCUGGUGCCACAUUUUCCUAACGGAAACCCUGUUCCAAACGCAAACACACGCUAAUAGCAGGGCUAACAUCUCUCUCUCUCUCUCCCACUUGUAUUUUCUUCUCUGACACUCCUCUGUCUUUCUCUCUCUCCCUCUCUCCUAUGUCCCUCUCUUUCUCACUCUCUCUCUCUCCUAUGUCCCUCUCUCUUUCUCUUGCCUCCAUGUCUCCUCCACUGUAGCUGGAAGUGAGCAUUUUAUCCUGGGUGAGAACCUGACAGUGGCAGUUCUGGGAGUAGUCAUCCCUAUAGGUAAGUACAUGUCCUCUCUCUAUACCCCACAGGAGCUGCUUCUCCUGUCUGACUGGCUAAAUUUAGUCUACUCCCUACUAGGCCUGGGUUCAAAUAGUAUGGGGGGUCCAUUAAGCCAGGUAAGCUCAAUCAUGCACAGUAGUAGUUACAAAGUAGUUACAAUUAUUUCAAAUAGUAUUUGAACCCAAGCUUGCUAUAUUUAAUCUAUUGUCUACACUAUCCACUGAUCCUGGUUCAGUUUGGACCAGAGGGGCCAUGCCUAGAGACAUGACCACUUAGAAACCAUUGUGUGUCUCUGACUUUACAUUCUGCCACUGCAUAUCCAUUCAUUUAUUGUCUGUGUUGGGUACGUUCCAACCAAAACAACCAUACUUUCAUGGUGGCAGGCGGGUUUGUUUGGAUAUAUUAUUGCAGGCAGUCAGAAAACACCCAUUACAAAUGGAAUAUAACUGACUGUACAUGGAUUUGUCCAAUAAGAAACGCUCAUUUUCAUUUUACGCUGCAAAACGUUUUACAUUGCUUGCCGUAAUGAACGCAACCCUAUGCUACUCUCCUUUUUUGGGGUGUUUUAUCAUAAUUAAUGUGGAGCUGAGGUUUUACAUGCAGGGCACUGAGGGUAUAUUGAAGGCAUAUGGGCAAUGCCAGUCUCUCCUGCCCUUCUAUUGACCAGGGUGAUGGGCACACAGGUCAGCAAGGAAUUAGCCAAUCAGCCCAAAUAACCCAGCAAUGUUUGGUCUGCCCCCCUUCACCUGGCAAUGCCUUUCAUCUGCAUAAAGUGACACAGACAGGACAGGAUAUACCCUUAUACUGUAAUAAAGUCGCAAGCAUAAGUAAUGGUAUUAUGAUGAUAUGGCAGGUUUUACUCAGGGAUAGAGAGAAAGUCCGUAAAUCACUCUGGACUAAAGAUAAUCUGCAACUCCUUUUCGAAUCCAGCUCUCAUAUAAGUGUAUUUCAUCUAACCUGCGAACUGUAGUAAAACUCAGUAUAAAUAUUAUAUAGAAAUAGCUAAUGAAGUAAUGUUAGCUUCCAGAUACACUUCUCUCUCAAUACUUAAAUGUACUAGUAAAAUAUACAACACUUAAAGAAGUAAAUCCUCAGUUUUAUGAGCUUGCUGGAAGCGUGCUGGACAGUUGUGGUUCCUCAAACCGUACUUCACUGCCCAAAAGUCCAAAUACCCACAGUUUUUCAUGAAGACUGCCUCAAGCUCAGUUUUGCCAAGAUCUCUCAGAAAUGGCCCAUCUGGCUUGGCUUGGGGUCAUGGGUACACAUACCCUAGUUGCCUCCAGAAGUUCUGCGACAACCAUUUGGCUACCUGCCUACAAACCUUGUUAUGAGAUUAUUCCGAUGAUGUUAAUGUCAAUUGAUCCACCAAGCCUAGCACAGAAAUCCCCAACACAAGGCCAGUUCACUCCGUCCCCUCCCGCUCUGUCCACCCGCAUGUCUUGAUUUGCUAUACUUCAGCUCUGUGCCUGUCAUUUCACGAUGCUCAUGGUCCGACAACAUUAACACUCCCCCAUCUUCCCCGUGUCCCCACAUCCCUUCCUCCUGCCACUGUGUGUUAAACGCAUGCAGUUCCUAUCGUUGCCACAGUGGUCUUCGGCCUGCUCUGCACCGGCGUCUACCUGGUUUGGCGGAACUAUCGCGUAAACUCCACCAAGAGUAUGAACUUCGACAACCCCGUUUACCGCAAGACCACUGGCGAGGGCGAAGAGGACGAGAUUCACAUCGGACGGACGGACGGUGGCAUAAGCGGCCACCAUGGGCAUCAGCCGUACCCAGUUGGAGUGGGGUGUGGCGUAGUCGGCGGGGGCGGAAAUACAUGCCCACAGUUUAUUGCGCUGCCUCUGGGUGGCAGUAUGCCCGACCCGGGGACUCACUGGUACACGGAGCAGCCAAUGCUGUCCACUACGGCUAAG
Coregonus sp. 'balchen' is the source of this 72249-nucleotide messenger RNA. The record is from the annotation of a GenBank genome assembly. Lineage: Eukaryota; Metazoa; Chordata; Actinopteri; Salmoniformes; Salmonidae.